GCACUGAUGAUUGGUUGUUUGGAUGGGGGGUCGGGGUCCUCUUCCAGAAUCACAAUCGGUGACUCUUCUCCUACCGUUACUUCCCUUGCUUUUUUUAAACCACUGACAUCUGGUUCAGACCUGCUAAUUCUUUUCCUCACUAAAAAAAAUUCAAUUGAGAGUUGCUUUUUCCAAUGUUUUAAAAAUUGUCUAAAGUGAGACAUAACAUUUUCAUUGAAAGUGUAAGUGGCAUGAAUUACAGCAGCUUUAUCAGGGUGAUAUUUUUCAGCAAAAGUUUGCAUGUCAGCCCAUUUUGCAAGCAUUUCUUUCAUCAUUGCAGUAGAUACACUUUUUCUGCUCUCCUCCUGCUCUGAAGAUAUUUCCUCAGUUGCUGUCUGUUGCUGCUCCAUCAGAAUGUUUUGAUGUUCUUCUGUGGUGAGCUCAGUUUUGUGGUCCUUCACUAACUCCUCCACAUCAUCACUACUCACUUGCAAGCCCAUGGACUUGUUGUUCUGUUAAUGGGUCUCUUGGUUUUGCAGCUUUUAUCCAUUUCCGCACAGUCACACAAUCAAAUUGCAAGAGUGCUUCUGAAAAUACCGUAGCUGAACUGGGUUCCACACAGUCACAAAAACAAAUAAACCGAAAAAGUUGCAAAAACAAAAUCAACAAAUAUAAGCUCCAAAUAUCACCUCUGUGUUGCAUGGGUGCUCAGGACUCGCCAGCCGACAGAUUUCAGCAGAAGCACUCAGAACAGAAGCAUAGCACGUUUGGCUUCCGAAAAAAGUUUCCAAACCAAAGCAUCUCCUUCUGGGUUUGCAGCGUUUGGGUUCCGAUUUGUUCAUCAACUAAGCCAUUUGAGAACCAAGGUUCCACUGUAUUCCACUUCCAUCUAGAAGACAAGAUAACUGGGACAGCGAAGGUAGAUUCAUUGACCAUCUUCUCCCCCUCCAUAGCUCACAAGCCGAAGCCGUUUAAAGAUAGGGAGUUAGCAAAUCUAUUGAAAUCUUACACUUGGAGAGCAUUUAAUGUCUGACUCUUGGGAAUAUUUCUUUUAAGUAGGAGUUUUAUUUAUAGAGGUUUGCUCUAAGGGAAGAAUUAUUAAUAAAAUACACCGAAGACAGCAAAACCUGUCUUCAAGGAACAGAACUGUGAUGUAAACAAACAUUAGAAUCAGAUAAUGAAGCUUUUGUGCUGCAGUCAUAUCACAAAGGAAAAACGGAAAAAUGCUUACUGAAAAGGUUGCUGAGCUGGAAAGCUUGUUAUAAAGGCCAAAAACGCAGAACAGUUUUCUGAGUUAUGAGUCUAUAGGUGUCAAGCAACAUUUUAGUUCACAGUAAAAGCUGUGACAACCCAUCCUAUUAAGCUGUCCAGGAUGUAAUUUUCUAUCUCAGCCUUAUUCAACAGGGACCCUCCAGAUGUUUUGGACCAUUUCCAUUGCCCUGACCAUUAGCCAUGCUGGCUGGGGCUGAUGCCAGCUGUAGUCCAAAACAUCUGGAGGGUACCUGGUUGGGGAUGCUGCUCUAACUGCAACCUGGCACGGUAGUUCAUUUUACCACCUCCUACUACUACGUUUAGAUCCAGCCUCUCUUCUACAUGUUAUGUAAAGUCAGCCUCACUUAAGCUAGUGCUUGUGAGCAGGGAAGGAGCAGUUUCUUAAUUUUUUCCCUUCACAUAUUAGUGGAAACACUAAAAACACCCACUCACCAUAUAUGCUUUACGAUCAGCUGGCACAUCCUUGUCUCUAUAUUUCAAUUCUGUAUAGCUGCUUUCAGCAGUAUAAGUUAGCCCAAUAAAAGUGGUAAGAAAGCAAAUAUUCUCUUGGAGCUCUCCCCACCCCUUUCUGGAAGCCUUCUACAAAAAUUCAACUUGGUAGCCCAUCUCGAAGAACGAAAACUUAGUGAAACUUUAUUUCUACAAACUGCACCACAGUAGGUGGGUGUCCAGUAAGUAACAACCAUCAAUCAGUCAGUCAGUCACCAACUAUGGUGUACAAUUCAAGCCUAUCCUAUCAAGAGAGGUGUGCCUAAACCCGCUGAACUCAAUAGGCUUAAGCACACAUAACUCUUCUCAAGCUUUUAGUCUUAAGCAGCCAUCACUAAGCCAUCCAUGUCCAUUACACAAGUAUAUUUAGCUAUUAAGCUACAUAUAAAAGUAGGCGUGGGGGGCAGUGUAGAGAAUCACGCAUCCAAAGGGUAUGCUUCCAAAUUAGUGCAGCUUGUCCGAAAAAUGCAGUGUUUUAAAAAGUUUCUAGGGAGGGGGCUGCAAGAUCAAACACGAAGAACUCCGAUAAAGAUUUCAGCUAUGUAUAGGAAGCAGAAGGGAUAGUUGCAGAACCAGACGUUUAAGUUGUUAACAUAAUUUCUUGUCCCGGAUGAAUGAGCUGAUCUUACAUAAAACAUUGUUUUAAUGGAAGAAAACUAAUGGAAAAAAGAUUACGAUUAUUUGAGCUUAUUCCACAUCUUCCCUAGUAAUGCCUAGUAAUGCAGUUCCAGAGGUUGCAACCCUGAUGGGAGGGAGACGGGGGUGUGAUGAUCUGGGCUAAAUAUCCUGCUGCGACGACUGCAGCAAAAGCUCAAAAAAAAUGCCUUUUCUGUCUAUGGGGUGGCGCCCUGAACGCGCACCGGCCCCCCGCCCCGAAGUCCUGAGCUGCUUGGCCCUGGGGAAAUAAAAGAGCGCGUGUGUUUAUAUGCGUGCGUGUGAACUGGGGCCAAGUACGUAUUCUCUUGCCAGGCUGUUCUGCGCAGGGACACCGGGAGGCAAAAAGGGCGGGCCCACAGCGCGAGGCCUGCAUGUAGCUCUGCAGAACCAGCGGAUUAAAAAAAAUUAAAACCCCAGAGGGCGGCGUCUCCGCCUGUUACCUCAGCGCCGUGCCCAGGAUCCCCUAUCACGUGAUCCCCGAGAAGGGCGUGGUUGCGCGCGAAAGGCACCCCCUCCCGCCCUCGGCGCGCCGGUCCCCUUCCACAGCAGGGUCUGUGCGCAGGAGGCGAUAGAGAGGUUAGCGCGGCGGCCGUUGAUGAGAGCAUCAAGCGGCGACUCCGAACCUGCAACGGCAGCGAGUCCGCGAGGAAGAGUGAGGAGGGGAGGGGGAAAAGAGCGAGCAGGCGGGCGCGCGGCCGACCGGCUUCAGUCAGCGCGAGCGGCGGCGUGAGGGGGGGGGCGGCGGCGGAGGCAGCGCUUCCCUCAGCGGCGUUCCGCUUUUCUCCUCCUCAAGCCAUCUCUGGUCGCUCUGGCCCGGCCCAUCUCCCCGGGGGUGGCGGGUCCGGGGGACGGAGGGGGUCACUCCGCCCCUUCGCCCGGGGACCCCUGGGAACCGAGGUAAGAAGGACGGGCGUGGGGUGGGGUGGGGGGCGUUGCCCUGGCGAGCCGUGGGGCGUCCUUGUCCCAUUGGGCGUUUGCUGGCCCAGAGUGAGGAUGCGCGGCGGUGGGGAAGACGCGGGGGUGGGGGGCCUGCGCAUUCAGACGAGCGUCUGUGGGAGGGGGGUCCCGGGUUGGGCGCUGGCGCGGCGUGACCUUGGGCACGUCUCCCAGCCCUGGCGGUUUUGACAGCAGCCACGGAGGCGAGAGGGGACUCCGUUCCUGCCGGUGCUGCUGUCAUAAAAAAAAAGUUAAAGAGCUGUUGUGGCCCAAGGGAGCCGGGGUGGAAGCGAUGGAAACUGGCAACUACUGGGAGUGAGUACUAAUUCUUAUAUUUGCUCUCUGGUCUUGCCCACGUGGGUUUUAUGUCUGUAACAAUAGGUCAGGUGGAUAAAGGUUCCUGACAAGGCACAUUUUAAUGUGCCGUACUCUACUUGAAUUCAUCAUAUUUAUAUAUUAGGUUUAGAACACGUGUUUUCAGUAACUUCCUGUAAAUAGAGGGCAAUCAGGCAGUUUCCCCCUGGUUUCCUCCACCUAUAACUAAGGGUGCCAGUUACCCUGCCCCUCUGCAGAGCUGCUAAGGGAUAGAUAUGUAACCAAUUUGUGGGGUGGAGGGGAAUUGAAAGGUGCUGCAAGAGGCUUAAGCAAGAAAACCAGGCAGGUAAUAGGGUGGUGCCAUAUAAGUUGCAAAGUAAUCACACCCUACCUUGUUGUUGUCAUUGCCAAUAAUUGGCAAGUCCCACAACUUGACAUGGAUUUUUCAGUACUUGCUUUCCUUCCUCCAAUUAGUCAACCCUGUGCAAGUGGGUUGGUCAGUUGUUUACUAGGAGUCUGAGUGUAUGACAGCAGCUGGGUUAUUUAUUCUGAGGAUAGGUAUGUAUUAUGUGCUCCUAAAUAAUUAUGAAUGCAAUUUCUAGUUGGUUCUAUGCAAAUUUACCUGCCAGCAUAUACCUCUAAUUUAUAUAGUGCUUGUUUCUGAAGGGGUAUAUGGGGUGGAAAAUACUACCUCUACUGGGACAUGUUGUGCCCUUUGUCCCCACCCCGCAUUCAGUUCUCACCUGUGGCUCCUAGAAGCUGUCAGCAUGUGACAGUGGCCACAUCCAGGGACCAGCUUCAACUGGCCUGCUAAACCAGGUGAGUAUAACUGAUGUGUCUCAAACCCUCAGUGAGUUAGGGACUUCCCCUGCAUUCAAAGACAGGCUCCAGCGGAUUGAGAGGAUGAGACCAAUAACGGGUCCAGUGGUCAAGAAAGCUGUUUCUUCAUGGGCAGCAGAGGGAAGUGAGUGACAAAUGGGGCUUGUCAAGGGAAGGGAAGGGAAGGUAACCCAUCUAGGAGAAGGAAAACUGAUUCUAAACUUCUGCUGCUUUCUUUGGGAGAUGAAAAGGCUAAGGAGUAAAUUCUACACAAAUCUGGAGUGGAGUCCCUAAGACAAUUGGAUGGCGCCUUGUACGCCUCCUCCAUUCAUUCAACUUGUUUUUAUAAUUGCUUGUUAGCCACCCUGAGCCCGGCCUUGGCUGGGGAGGGAGGGGUAUAAAUAAAAAUUAUUAUUAAACGUAUUGCUUUCCUUUCCUUUGGACCACAUCAUCAAGGCCAAGAGGAGGGAUCUUUUCUUCUGGACAGCCCAGGACCUCCAUACACACUGUUCAGGCGUGCAUCCCAGGGAGGUCACUCAGGUGCUGCUAACGCAGCAGUUUGACUUCAACCCCGGAGGUGCACUUUAUUGUCUUUGGAGACAGACAGAUGCCAACAACAUGUUUCUAAAUAGGCCAUGAUUCUGUUCACACUUUAGAUUUUGUGAUUGGUGUUAUAACAUAGAAACAGAGUUGAAUCAAUAGAAGUUCUGUGGUGCAUCCUUGCACCAUUCAGAAAUUCUGCAGCUACAGAAAAUAAUGGAAAAAAUGAGUUGUAAAACAUCUGAGGAAAGGAUGAGUUGUUGCAAGGUCAGAGGACCAGUUUGACUUUCUGGAUAUGGCCUGCAGUUGUGUUUGGCAAGAUUGGGCAAUUUUUUAGUACCAAGCCAGGUUUAAGAAUACUCUAUAGUUGGUUUGACUGUUUAAAAUAACCUCCCCUGUGCUGAUGCCACUUCUAUCCUAGCAAACAUCAACAUGUCUUUUGCACUCACUGCAGGUGCAGGAGGAUAUAUUUUUGUGGUGAAUCCAGCAUGAUGCAUGCAUACAUAAUUUGCCAGUUGUCGUGGCAAUGAACAGGUCUCUGUUUGCAUGAAUCUGUAGAGGCAGGGCUGUUUUUACUGGCAGUGUCACCAACUUGAGGUAGGUUGCAAGUGCAAGAAUUUACAGCCUUUUAUUUGGGAACCUCACCAGAAUCUAGCUUCUGGAUACUUUGCUGUUUAAAAAUAACAUAAAAAAUGCAGUGGGGCAUAUGAAAGGAAAAAGACAAAAGGAAAUUUAAUAGGGGUGGGGAAAAGAGAAUUAUCAGCAGUGACGAUAGCAGGUAAGGAGUAUUGGGAUCUUUUAAAUCCCAUUUUCCACAUUGCCGACUGCUCGUGCUUCACUCUGGAAAUGAGGCUAGCUUCAGUUUCUGGCGGUUCAUUGCCACUGGCUCACCUUUUAUAAAUUAAACAGCAUCGAUUACUGUAUUGUGUCCAUGAUCCGGUGAAGUCUUCUGUUACAACAUCUAGGAUGUAUAUAACACCAAACAUUUAUUUAUUUGUGGAUAUAUUACCUUUCUUCCCUAAUAAUGGCCCCAAGACAGGUUACAAAAGUCAAAAUGAAAUAAAAACCAAUUUAAACAAUAUCAGGAUUAGAAUAUCAAAAACAAAGAGAGCAGAGUUAAACUUUCAGUCUCAAAUUAAAAAAACAAAAGGCAAGUAGAAUAAAAAAUACAUAGCCCACCCUAAUGUCAUGGGGGCCAGUGAUGGAGACCGUCUAGCUUCCCUUGUAAGAGAAUUCCAUAGCAAUGUGCUGCCACAGAAAAGGCCCUGUCCCAUAUUUCUGCUAACUAACCGUUUAUUGGUGGUAGGGUAUACAGCAGUGUCUUGGAUUAUUAUUUUAUCCAACAGGCAGGUUCAUAUGGAAGAAGGGAGUGUUUCAAAUAUCUUGGCCCUGUUUAGGGUUUCAGUGGUAAAUACCAGCACCUUGAAUUGGGCUGUAAAAAAUGGAGCUUAUUUACAUACACAAAUCUCUUUAGUCUGGUCAACUAAUACUGUUUUGUGAAGAGGCCAGUUUAAAGUGAUUAAAACCUUAAUCCUGAUUUUUGUGAACUUGUGAUCUAGAUCACUUCUGCUUCAUGGUUCUGUGUAACUAAAAAACUUGCACAUUUCCAUGCCAACACAAGUUUAUUGAAUUUAAUAAGGAGACUGCGUCAUCUGUUUUGUUUUUUGUAACUACAGAGACCAUACAGCUGUGGAAGAAUACUUCAGCAUAGACAUUUAUAAUAUAUGUGGUUGUCUUCAAAAUCAUUGUACAAGAGACAGGAUUUUGAGUGCGUGCAUGCAAGUGUAUAGUUCUGUUUCUGUGAUUGCCCAGGUGCUUGAGGGCUGACUGUUGGAAAGAGCUAUAAGUCCUUCAGUAAUAUGUGCAUUUAUCUCCUUUGCCCCGCAUUUACUGUCUUCCUUCUAUUCUCCCUGCUGCCUCAUUUCUUUAGUAACAGUUAUUGCAGUAAAGAUUUUUUCGUUCUUUAUUGAAUGUCUUUCUGAGGUAUAUCUUUCCCCACUGGGCUGCCUUUCUCAGAAAUCUCAGUGAUUUUGCUCCCGUAUAGAAAAAACGUUUUUCUUUCCCAUUUGAGAGCAGACAGGAUUUCCUUGUACAAAUUCAGUUUGAGUAUGAUUUAAUCUGUGACUCUACCUCCAGUAUCCUUUUUCCAAGUUCUACUUUUUCAAGUAUGUCGGAAUCAGCUUAUGAUUGGAAAGUUUGUCUGCUGACAAUUGCUUUUCUAUUGCACACUAUCUUUAAUAUAUCUGGGAGUCUUGACAGAUGCAGGGUUUUUUAAAAAUCUUUUUCACUGUAAAAUGAUUCUAAUUCCAUUAGAAAUUUUGCAAACAUUAUUUUCGUUUCCUGUGGAGUAAUUUUACUUUUACAUUUUUUCAAGGGCCCUCAGUCCUAAAAAAAUCUCAUGAAAACUAGUCAUUGCACAUAUGUUGCACAUAUACUACAAGUGAUUUGUUUUCUUUAUUUACCUUGCUGGCAUUUUUGUGAAUCCCCAAAAGGAUGCAACUGGAUCUUGGCUCUCUGAAGAACAGAACUCUAAACCAAAAACAAAUAUUGGUUGGUUUCACUGCUGUGCAAAUAUCUGUAGCAGCCAACAGAACAAUAUGCUAGUUUAAUUUUAGACUGCAGCUCAGUCGUCUAGAGUGUGCAAUUCAAAUAUGCAUUAAAAAAAACCCCUUUCACUGAAUUACAUAGGUCAGAUUACUAUCUGAUAUAAAAUGUAACAUUUCAUUUAAAAAUAUGUAGUUACCUAGAUUUGUUCCUGAUUCCCUAAAUAUUAUGGUUUUCAGAUAAUAUUUUUGCAUAAUAGUUUUCUCUAGUGGUCAGAGGUAAAUUAGUGUGCCACAUAUAGCACCACUGUUCUAUUGUUUACUCUUUUUCAUAUGCAGAGUUACCAGGCAAAUUUUCUUCAAACUAGAGUGUAUGAGUGCCUUUGGAACCAUGCAUUCCUUGUCUUAAUAUUAUUUUGUAUUCCUCUACUUUCCUCCCAUCCUUUAAAGUGUUGAUUUAGUUUCAAAUUUCUCAGCAUAUGCUUACAAUUCUCAAAUGGUUUUUCCUUUGGGGAUUCUAUCUGUACAAGUGCUUUGAGGACUGUCUGUAAACUUACUUUACUCUAUUUAUCAGGGCUUCAAGAUCUUAUUCUGCUUUUGCCGCCUUUGGAAAUAAUUUGGGAAAUAGUUGCCUUGGCUGACUUGCAUAGAUUACUUAGAAAAAUUUACACUUGUUAUGAUAUCUUAUCAAAGAUUCUGCAGCACUGUUGCUCAAACUGCAGAUUCAUAUAGCAGUAAGGAGGCUUGUUGCCAGUUUAAAAACAUUAGUUUUAAGUGUGGAAAGCAGAAAAAAGGCGUGUGAUGGUUUGCAAACUGAGCUGCAUGUGCUGCAAUAUACACAGAUAAUUUUAUGUUAUGCUAAUAGAUUCACCCUAUUUAUUUAUUAUGUUAACUAACAUGGAAUAUUAUUGCAGUGGCUUACAAAAAUAGUGAAAUGUUUAUACAAAUAAACAAAUAAAAUACAUUAACUCUAAACUAAAUCACUUACAAGUAAAAAUGAAGUAGCUGUCUAUAAAACUCAUUAAAAUGUAGCAACUGACAGCCUUCUUGAUUUUUUUAUUUUGCUUUAUCAACUGUGUGAGAGGUAAGAGAAGUAAGGCAAGUGGAUCUCACAAUUGAGGAAGCUACCACAAAGAAGGCCCAAGUCCAUAUGGUGUUUUGAGUCAUCUGGAGAAUUCCUGGAGAAGGUGGUAUCAUUCAGAGGAAGAAUGGGAGGAGCUCAGGGACCUGGAGGAAUCCAAUCUGGACAAGGGCUCUAGUGGGUUGGGGAUUGAUGAUUCAGGAACCCAAGAAGUGGGCGGUUCACAGGAAGUGGGGGGAUGAAGAGGUUCAGAUCCGCAGGAGGGAUCUGUGAAUUGCCUGUGGGCCUUCUGAAGGCUUCAGUACUUGCAAGUGAGCUGGCUUGAGUCCCUUUUCCUGUGAGGGAGUGGCUGUCUGCUUUGAGAGAGGCACCUGGGUAGAAAAUGGAUAGUGAGCCAGCUUUGAUGCCUUCAUCUUCAUCUUCACUCAUGCCAGUGCUGCAUGCCCAGUCUGCUCAGAGGCGUGCUUGGCCAGUCUUCAGACUUGGGCUGCUUGCUGCACAAAUAGUCAUGCCCAUGCAUUCAAAAGCAGAGUCUAGGAUAUGUGUCACUUGUUGGAUAAACGUCUUAGCAAUACCUAGUCAUGCACCUUAGAGGUCUUCUGUGCUUUAUGACAUUGUAACCUGUAGGCUCAGGUUUGUGCGCCGUACUGAAUUGCUAAAUAAAAGCUUUAAACAACCUGCUUGUGGUGACAGUGUGAGUUCCAAGUCCAAUGAUGGGGAUCAGGAUAUAUAGCUGCACUCCAGAAAAAGUGCUCCAAAGCAAGUAGCUUUUAGACAAUCUUAAAAGUAUGUCUUGGAGGUUCUCCUUCUAGUGAAGUCAUUGUUAUGUGGUUCUGUUCCUCUGUUUAAAAUUGUAAUAAAGCUAGUUGUUGACUAAGGAUUUGUAAAGUUGAAGGCAGUGGUGACUACCUUUUGCUUCCUACUAUCCUGUUUCUGCUAUGGUGUCUUGUUCUGCAUAUGUUAGCUGCUCUUGUUUCAUUUCCAUUCUCUCGUUUUCAUCUUGACUCUGCUUUUAUUUUACUGUCUUUGCCCACUUGUUAGAGAAGUGAAAGAAAGUGGUUACUGGCCAUUUAAAGGAUCUUGGUGUGUAUUAUUGGAGGCAGAGUAGAAUAAAUCUAUAAUUUGUAGCAUUUGUGGUAAUAGUGAUCUCCUAAUCCUACACAUUAAUUCCCCCUUCUUUUCCCCAGCUGCUCUUUAUCUGAAGGCUUUUGCAGCAGAGGUGCUGUGUGGGGCAUUCUCUCCCUGGAUAUGCUAAUCUGAUGUCAAAUUUAAUGACCUUUUGGUACUAAAGAUCUUUUAUUUAUCUUGAUCUUUUAAAAAUCUUUAAUUCUUACAAUUCUGCUAUCUGCUGAUGGUUUUAUUAUUCUAUUAUUAAAAUCCUCAGUGGCUAAGAGAAAGGCUGUGCCAAGACCUCACUAACAUAGUGCAAUAUUUUGUCAGUGGUAUUCAGUUUCUGCUAGGAAAGACUUUGUGAGUUGCUCACUAGUUUGCCCACAGCUAUGUAUUUUCAGGAACAAGCAGGAUCAAAGGUUAUACAGAUUGUUUGAAUUUGUCUAAAAUGUUCGCAGGUUGCUCAAGAAACUGCCUAGAGGUAUGGUUGUUUCUUCUUUGCAGAAAGUCUCCAGUUCACUGCAAGAGACUUCCAUGUUCUUUUUUGUUGUUAGUGAAACUUUUCAGAAUAAUAAUAAUAAUAAUAAUAAUAAUAAUAAUAAUAAUAAGAAACCUUUAAUGUCACUACACCACCUGUGUGCAGUGAAAUUAAACAAUACAAUAAAAAAAUGGAGACUCACUUAGGCAGUUCUUGUGCUGUCUUGUUGCCAUUAUAUCUCUUGCAGCCUGCUCAUCAUGUCCACAGCUUGGACUUUACUCCAUAGUAAGGUAAAGGUAAAUGACCCCUGGACAGUUAAGUCCACCCAAAGGCGACUAUAGGAUGCGGCACUAAUCUCCACUAUCAGGCCAAGGGAGCCAGCGUUUGUCCACAGACAGCUUUCUGGGUCAUGUGGCCAGCAUGACUAAACUGCUUCUGGUGCAACGGAACACCGUGACGGAAGCUAGAGCACGCGGAAAUGUCGUUUACUUAAUUUUAUUAUAUUAUUAUUUUUUAAUUUCUAUACCACUUUAUAUUUUUAAUAAAAAUCUCAAAGCAGUUUACAGCAUACUAAAUCAAUAAAUCAAUGAAACAAUAGCCGGGUGAUGUUCCUCUGGCCUCAUGAGGAGCCUCUUUUGUGGGGCUGGUAGGUGUGGGCCCCGCCCCCUAGGCCAGGUGGAAAGGGCCUUGCAGGGAGCGGCCUUCCCGCUGCAGUGGUACCUGUUUAUCUACUUGCACUGGUGUGUUUUCGAACUGCUAGGUUGGCAGAAGCUGGGACAUAGCAACGGGAGCUCACCCCCUUUUAUGGAUUCGAACUGUUGACCUUUCGAUCAGCAAGCCCAAGAAGCUCAGUGGUUUAAACCACAGCACCACCCGCAUCCCUUACUCCUUCAUAGUAUCUCUGUAUGGUGAAGAGUAAAAAGCAGUGUGAUUUGUCCUGAACUCUGAAAUAUGAGAGGAGCUCAUUUUUGUUUAACCCAAGCAAAAUGGCUGCUUAAUGGGGUAAAACCUAUUUAUCUGGUUCACAAACAUUAUAUACUGCUUGAUUGUAUUUAAAAAACAAACAAAAAACCCCCUCAAAGCGUAUGAUUAUGAGCUAUGGGAUACAAAGCAGUGUGCUUUGCAGCUGAGCAAUCCUGAGACAUUAAGUUUGGCAUUGUCUCUUUUUUGUUCAAACAUUUAUCUGUUAAAUGAUUUGGCCUGAAAAUAGAAGCUGCAUAUUGCUACAAGCCUCCUGGUCUCUCAGCUUAUUGUGGGAGCUGCCGCAUGCCAUGCUGGAGUUGUUAUGAAGAGUCAGUUUACUGUUUGGCAAAGGAGAUGUAAAUGUCCUCCUGGAAUUUCCCUUUGCCACUUGGUUGCUAAGUGAUCAUCUUUAUGGGCAUAGGAAUUCUGCUCUCCACCUUCAUGACAGGGUAGUGGAGCUCCUAGAAAUGGGAUAUCGUGAAUGUGUGACAUAUAUACAAAGUACUUCCUUGCACAUAGCAUAUGGGAUGCCUUUUUGGAAUGACUGCUUAACAUUAUUGUCACAAAGUAUCUCUGUGAUUUGGUACUCUGAUUCAUUGCCCAAUUAACACAUAACAGCCUCUCAUUCUUACCUUUCUAUUUCUCUUGAUAAACUGGAAAGCUUGAUUUUCAGUAAUUCCAAAGAAGCCCAAGGCUGUAACAGGGCUACCUUAAUUAGUAGCCUUUCCAGUAGUUUAUCCAAAGGGGUGAUAUCAUUUAUUGGUAAUAUUAUCUUCCUUAAAGCUAGUUCCUGUUUAUAGUCUUACCUUCUUUUUAUCAGUAAUAUUUUUACAGUAAUAAAUUGAAUUGCUCAUUUAUGAAGCAUUGCUGACUUUGAUCUGUGAUAGUGUAAAAGCUUUAACAUCUAAUACUUCAGCAGUUAUUUGUGUUGAAAAUGCAGUUGUGUUGAAAAUGAAGCUAUGCUGCAUACUAUAGCCACAAUGUAGGAGUUUUGUCAGAAAUAACUACUUUCUGACUUUCCCACAUUUACUCACAUUGUUACUGCUUCCAUUAUAACAGUUUGAAUGGAUUUGUGGGGUACGACUCCAAAGACACCAUGUUUAAUCAUUUAUUUAACUUGUUUGCGGCAUUCAAAUCAAGCUUGCUCAUUGUAGUUCCUUGGGUCAUUUUGAAGCCCAUAAGGGACUGACUUUAAAUAAACUAUAGUACAGUAGUGAGAAAAACAAGCAGCCAUGUCUUCUUUACUGAAAUUAUUUGACCACUAGGGCUGCUUAUUUCUGAAUUAACUAUAUCAGGUUGGCCCAACUUUUCAUACCAAGUGGACUGCAAGAGUACUUUGACACAGAAUUUGUGAUUUUUAAGGAAAGGGAAGUAACAUUAUUGCCAGGUAACAGGGAAGGUUAUAUUAUGGUAACUUUCCUUCGUGUGAGACUGUUGGAUAUCAUUUUUAGAUUUCUGUUUUUCGUAUGUUGUUGUUUAAAAGCUCAGUAAAAAACAUUUUAAAAAUGGAAGAUUGUGAAGAGAGAAGCAACUUUUGCUUGAAAACUACUCUGAGUAAAUGAGCUUAUACGUCUCAUCUGAGUGAAUGAGAAACAUUGUAAUUAUGCAGACUUCCGUAGUACUAAAUGGAUAAGAUGACCAUGCAAGUUUCAUAAACGUGGUAAGCCAUGGGAUUCACAGUAAAUACAUAUUGCUACAUAUUGCAACCUCUGGUUGACAAAAGAUGUUUUUACUAUGGUGUUAGGAAUUGGCCCGAAUAGGGAAAGAAUUUAAAUAUCUCUUCCUCUGCUUCUGAAGAUACAAUAUGACAAUUUGCAUUUUCAUGUUUUGGACUGAAUGAUUAUGCAGGUUAAUUAUAAACAGUAUAUAGAAAUAGGUGGCAGAUGCAUGUUGAAAGCGUUGGAGGUGUUACUUCAUUUUCUUCUCACUUAAGCCUUAAUUGCUGAAUGAGGAAAAUACUUGUAAAUGCCCAUCUGUUGGAUAAGUGAGUGUAGUAUUCCCCCCCCCCCAUUUAUAAAUUUGAAUUUUACAUUUCUAUCUAAGUGAAGUUAAGCAUAAAUAUCUUUGGCUAAGAGAACAUGUAUCAUUGUUUAGAAUUGUCUUUAUUUUUAGAAUAUACAGCCAAAAAUUUUGCCUGCAGAAUUUUCUCUCUGUAACUGAUUGGAGAAGAAAUAUGUGUUAUAUGACCGAGCAGUGACUAUUUUGAAGUCCUUUGCUGGGGAUGGUGGAGACUUCAUUUGACCCACAUUUUAAGCAAAUUGACUUAAAUCACAGCCCCUGGAAUAAUACACUGAUUGGAAUAUAAGUAUCUUCAGGUUUUGCACUUCUUUAAAUAUUGCGAUACAGUUCUCAGCUUUAUAAAGUGUAAACAUAUUUUAUAAAUGCAUGUUUUAAAAUAAAAUAUGUUUAGAAUGCAUACACUGAGAUUAAAUACAUUUUAAAAUACAUAUUUUGGUAUAGAUUUUGUGGUUUAAAUGUGAGGCUGGAAUAAACCAAUGAAUCCCUACCCUUUGCUGUCCCCAAAUGUGUAAGUCCUGUGUCCUAAGCAAAUGACUAAACUUAAAACUUUGAAAUAACAUGAAAUUUGGCCAUUCUAUUUUAGUAUGUAUAUUUUAAUUCAAAUUUCAUUUUGGUGGCCAUGUAGAUUUGGUAUAUUCCAGAAGGCAGUAUCAAAUUCACCCCCUCCUUCUUCUUUUACAUAGAUAACCUAUGGGGGUAGAUCCUGUGGUUGAACUGUGGUGGAGUUACAGCAAAAUGCAUGGAUGCAUGAACUUGUAGCCUUACACAUUGCUGGGUGGGGUGGGGGAGUUGCUAACAUUACCGUGGCUUCCACUGCUGUUCGGAACAAAAUAAUCAGGGCUUUGCCUGUUCUGUGCAGUAAGUAUGAGGCCUUACCUCUAAAAGUUAAAUUCAGCUGAAGUUUUCUUUAGGCCCAGUGCAGACAUUAGUAUCUUCAUCUGAUAAUGAUAGUGUUCACAUAUUUUUCCUAACGCUUCCCUCUCCCUUUGUGUGUCCACCAUUGAUGGAAUCUUCCUGGUUUCUUUAAUCCACAGUUUUCUAGGAAGUUUGAACAAAAAAAAAACCACCUCAUUUCAAACCAGGAUCUGAUUCUACUUUCAGGUCUUGAUUUGGCGGAAGCCUUAAAACUACUGUUUCAUGGUUCAGACAACACAAGAAACUGUGGCUUCACAAACCAGGUAUCUUAAUCAAUGUUGAGUGUAUGAUGGAAGGUGGGAAGGAAUAACUAGAAAGGUACAAGGCUUGUUCCUGAAUUGAUAAACAGUGGUUCAUUGGAGUUGGAUCUUUAUACUGCAACUGGACCUCAGUCUGCAAUGCUAUGUGCACUGGCACCUUGGAAGUAAAUUACUUCAGAGUAAAUAUACAUAUGAUUGGGUUGUUAGUUGCGUAGAUUUUUAUUGAUUUGUUUUUGUCCUGGCAUUGCUCAAAUACAUUGAUGCAAACAGGCUUUUGAUAUCUGUCUCUAUCUAUCUAGAAGUUUGUGUGUUAUUAGAGAGAAUGAAAGAAACAUUUCCUGCUGGGAUGUGUUUCUUUUACCAUCUUGCUUCUUUGAUCUUAAGGAUUUAAAGAAUCUUAUUUCUGUUAUGGCAUUUCUGUUGUUGCUAACAUCAAUAACCAAAUUAUUUUGGCUUCUUUUAUAGGGGAGGGGUGGGUUUAUAAACUUUUCCCAGCACUAGUCACUGUCAGUAGUUCUUUUACAACGGCAAAAAAUUUCCGUGUGCUGUGCUUUCAGUACUAUUGGAUAGUACUGUUUAUAUUCAAUACAGAAAAUUUAGUGGAAAACACAAUUUCUUCAAGCAGUUCACAUCAUGGCUGCAGAUACUGUAGACCAGUUGUUGAGGAUGGCAUAUACAGGAUUGUGGGAAUUUAAUUGGCAUUGAUAAUGAUGAUGAAAUGGUACUUCGAAACUUCUUAAACAGAAGUGAUUUAUAUGCAAAUUGGUUACAGUAGGUAUGGGAAUCCUUUUUCAGCCUGGGGGCCACAUGCCUGUUUUAGACGCACCCAAUGCAAAAAGUCGAUGGGGUCAUUCCCUCUCUUGUACACACACAUGCAUUCAUACAACCACCCCCCCCCAGCACCCACUCACCCCUCCUCUCUUUCACUUACCACACCACAUGGAGCUUUAGCUUUUUUAAAAAAACAUAAUUGCUGGAGGGCUGUGUUAUUUUCAUGGAGAUUGCAUCAGAUGAAGAAGGGUUGACCUUUCCUUCCUCAGUUGUAACCCCCAACUUCCCAGUGCACCAAUUAUGGUUAAAACAGCUUUCUAUGUUUCCCCCCGUUUUUGCUCCUAUAACGUCUUGAGGAGAGGUCCUUUCAUGAUUUCCCAAAAGCUAAUAACAUCAACUACAAUAGUGGUUUUCAAACUUUUUUCUCUGGGCCACGCUUUCAGAAAAAAAAAAUUUGCUCGUGCAACACCAACUUUUUUAUGGAUAAGAAAUACAUUGGAAAGCAAAAAGAAACAGCUCCUAACAGUGCUUGAUUUAUAACACUGGACACAAUUACUUUGUAAUAUCCUGGGACACCCAGAAAGUAUAAAGCAUGAAUCAUUCCCAAAAUAUAAUUAUAAAUGAGCCUCUUACAUAUGUACCUUAAGUAUUUAUACAAACUCAAUGAGAGAUGUGAGCUUGUAGCAUCACUUGGUUAGGGUUGCCAUAUUUCAAAAAGUUAAAAUCCAGACACAAAAAUUGCUGAGGUUUUUUUGAGUUAUUUUUUAGGAAAUUCACCCCCCCCCCAAAGGGCUGCCAUGUGCCCAGAUUUUCCUGGACAUUUUAAUCGCUUUCUGAGAAAUCUGCCCGGAUGCUAUUUUCGGAGGAUGAAUCCCAAAUGUAUGGCAGCCCUGCACUUGAUGUUCUUGCUCUCAUUUUGAAAAGAUAUCUAUCCAUAUUCUGCAAAUUAAAAAACAACUAUUUUGAUACUAUAUGCUAUAUUAAAUAUUUCUUUGAUUGUCCUUCAAUUUUCCCGCCACACUUGCCAUCCCCUCCUGCCACACCAUUGUGGCUUGCCACACUCUUUGACAACCACUGAACUGCAAAGAAUUCUGAAAUCAAUUCUAGCUUGUUCAUUGUAUCAUCAGCUUAUUGUCAUCAACUUACUGAUUUAAAUUGAGAGUCAAAUAAUCUUCACAUAGCCUAUUACUGAAUAGCGAUCUGUAUCCAGUUACCGUAUUUUUCGCUCUAUAAGAUGCACCAGACCACAAGAUGCACCUAGUUUUUGGAGGAGGAAAACAAGAAAAAAAAUAUUCUGAAUCUCAGAAGCCAGAACAGCAAGAGGGAUCGCUGCGCAGUGAAAGCAGCAAUCCCUCUUGCUGUUCUGGCUUCUGGGAUAGCUGCGCAGCCUGCAUUCGCUCCAUAAGACGCGCACACAUUUCCCCUUACUUUUUAGGAGGGAAAAAGUGAGUCUUAUAGAGCAAAAAAUACGGUAGCUAUUGUGUAAAUACUUUGGAGAACAAAAUUUGCUCACCUAUCUACCUUUUCUUUAUUUUCUAACAAAGUCAGCAGCAUAUCAUCUACAAAUACUGCUUUCUUAUUUAUUUUUAGAAAUAAAUUGUAUUGGUGGUGAACAAUAUGUCCUGCUGUGUUACUCAUCAAAGGUAAUUCGUUCAGUUGCAAUAUGUUACCUAUAUUCACAGUUAAUUUAAGGUGUGUUUUUUCUUGAUAGAUACAGAAUGGAAGGACUUUAAGUGAAAGACAAGUUCUGCUUCAUUAUGGAGACAACUAGCUUUGAAGGGGAGCCGGAUAGAACUUCGGUAAGUAAUUUUGUACAUAGUGACUGGCAAUGGUCAAAUCUUAAACAAAGGGCAUUUCCUCAGGCAGCCAUCUAGCUUCACAACCAACUAAUACUGCAAUCCUAAACAUGUCUACUCAGAAGUAAUUCCAUUGAGUUCAGGGGGACUUAAUCACAGGUAAGUGGUAAUAGGAGUGUCCCUUCGCUUUUACAAUAAACAUCAACAAUUUUCCCCACUGGGAAGGUGUGUAAAAGAGAUUUACUUGAGGUUUGAGCACAUAUUGUCAGAAGAAUUCCCUACCCUCAAAAAAGAAAAAAAGAGGGAAAUGCUUUGAUGGUUUUGUUCUUUUGGUAGCACCUAAUUUAAACCACAAAAGCAGCUGAAUUUUAGUAGAAAGUGUAGAGGAGAGCCUUGCAGUGUUUCAUAACUUGCGUGUCUACAAUGUAAAAACUUCCCAACAAAUUGAAUAUCAAAUAUACUUUUUAUAAACUCUUGCAGUUUGCUUGCUUUUUCCCUUUUCACACUUCUGAUUUAAUUUAAACCAGCCGCUACCAACCUGGUGCCCUCCAGAUCUCUUGGGCUAAAACUCUCAUCAGCAUGGCUGGGCUGGCAGGAGCUGUAGUCCCAAACUUCUGGAGGGCCCCAGGUUGGUGACAGCUGGUUUAAACUGGUCCAGUAGAAAACUCAUGUUGAACCUGGUAGGAAAUAAGAAAGGGUUACACAAGAAGCAGAAUAUAUAGCAACUGCAACAGGAAAUGGUAGUGGUAGAUAAAGAAUUGUGAAAGCAACCGCCUUCCAUCAUGUGGUAGUUUGCAAAGAUUUGGAAUAUUGUUAGAACAGAAAAAGGAUAGAAGAAGCAUAGAAGAUUUCAGUGUUAAACAAUUCAGUGUUAAACAUUCUGAAAACGGGGCUGCUUUUCCUGAACUAUGUGGAAGGUAAGAGUGUGAGAUAACACAACCAAAUUGGAAUAUACUUCUUAAUUUAAAGCUUCAGUUUAAUGAUAUUGUGGCCAGGGCAAAAAAAAUCAAAGGCAAAUAGAUGCCAUUGACUAGUGAAAUUAUUCAUUUUUCCUGUCUCUAAUGGAUGUGCCUGUAUUCUAGGCUCACCAGAAUCAGCUUGAGAUUUAGAAAAAUGUUUAAAUGAACAAGUGAAAGAAAUAACUAAAUCUCUAAUUAGGUAAGCAACAUGAUAGAAAAUGUUGAAUCCCAGUUUUUGGAAAAGUCCUUUUCUUCUAUAUAAAUUGUUAUAUUUAACAAGUAAACUGCUACAUUGUAAGAGUUUGAAAAACUAAAUUCUAGCUUAUUUCCUACAUAAUAUGAACUGUGAUUUUUAUAUGUCAAAUUGUAGUUUAGCUCUUUUAAUUAGUUUGAGGCAGUACAGUAUAUAUAGGGAUUUUUUCCACGAGUACAAUAUAGCAGUAGCAGAUCUCAGUAGACUUGUGUGUUAGCCUGUUGCUUAGGAGCUCCUUGAAAGUAAUUAGCUAUGCAGUGCUGAAAUAUUUACAUACUGGCCAUUACAAUAAUCUUGGACGAUCAGCUUUUAUCUGCUUCACUCAGCUUUCCCAUUUCAGUGCUUCUCUUGUUGGCAUUUGCUCAGUUGUACAGGCUUGUGGAGGUCUUAGUGGCUAGACUAUCCUCUGCUCUAUUUUAUCAUGUAAGUACUGAUAAUAUAGUUGCUCCAUUGUAAGACUCAUCUGAGUCAUUUAUGCUUAAGAUGCUAUUUCUGUCUUUCUCCUCCUCUUUCCUUCAAAGCGUUGCAUGAGAGAUGACAUGUAGUUUUCACAAUGAGCUUGGAAGACAUUCAUUUAGCAAGUGAUUAUUCUAGUUGAUUUGGAACACUUGAUCUAUUGUUUCAUGACAGUUUGACUUACCAUUAUUAUUAUUUAAAUCUAUAACUGUAAAAUAAAAGUCCGUUAAAAUGUGUAGCAUUGCUCUCAGAUGUGUUACGCUAACUUCAAACAGUCCCAAAGUGCCUCCAUAACAUUAUCAGCGCAAACAUAUUCCAUAACCUUGAACAUUGUUUAAUUAUGUUACCGCCAAUGCAAGGCAAAAGUUCUCUUGUAGCGAGUUGUUUUUCAAACUUUUCAGAUACUGAACUUGCUUAUAACCUUUUAUCUGCAAUACGGGACACAGUCCUGAUUGUUAUUUUUAUUUUUGACUGUGUGCAGACCUUCCUACUUUUCUUAGCAAAAGUGUUGCUAGUUUAACCCACUUCAGAGUGGGUCAUGAUCCACUCCUCAUGUUUUUCAAACAUGGGGAGCUGCCUUAUACAGCCUGACUAAGAACCACAUAGCUCAGGAGUAACCAGUGUGGUGUCCUUUAGAUGUUGAACUACAACUUCCCACUCCCCCAAGCCCUCACCAACAACUGGAAGGCUACCCCUGAUCUAGCUCACUGUUGUCUGCACUGACUGACAAUAGCUUUCUAGGAUUCCAGAUAGAGAUGUUUCUCAUCCCUCUCUGGAGGUUUUAGGGAUUGAUCCUGAGACCAAAGCACACAGUUUACCACUGAGCUAUGCUAGCCCCCCACCCCACCCCACAAACUUGAUUUAAUAUGGUACAUUUUCUUUUCCUUUAGUAGAGAUAACAGACAGGAAUCUUUAAACAGAGAAGGAAGUAUUUUAAUAGAUUCGAGGUAAGGUUUUUAGUUAACACCAUAGUUUAAGCAUAAUGAAUUUCAGAUGCAUACUGAAUAUUAUUAUUAUUAUAGUAAUUAACAUUCAUGUCAUAGUGAUGUUCAUUGGUUGCUUCAAAGAACAUGUAAAUAUUCAGUCAGGCAACUAUUUAGACAGUUGCUUAUUAAGGUAGGUACGAAUCUAGUUUAAACUACAUAGCAGAUCUUUCACUUUUAACAAAAGAACACCUCCAAAAGGAUACUAUUUUAAAAAUCAUACAUUUCUGAUUUUAUCAUGAUUUUUUUUCUUUCUCCACUAAAGUGCUGAAUGACAAAGAACUGUUAGACACAUGUGUUUCUGGCUUUCCCAUAUCUGUAAGGGCCAUAAGAGACGUGUGUGAUGGUCUGUGUUUCUUUUUAUAUUAAAAGUAACCAUGGAAGAAUGACUACACUACCCUCCCUUCAGAAUGUAUUAUUCAAAAUCUCCCACAGCUAAUUUUCUUCCGUAAGGAAGAACUUCCCCUACCCCUGUACUCAUCUCUAUCCUCCCCCUCCCCAGUGGAAAAGCAGCUGGGGGAGACAUGUUUGAACAAGGGGAGGAGAGACGAAAAUGAAGAAGGCCAAGCAGCUCUUCCUCUGCUUAGACUGACAGCCUUUUACAGCAACUCUUGCUAACAGUUUUGAUGUACUAUUAGUAGUGGUUUGUGCCUGUCAAGUUUUAAAUAAUUUAAAUGCAUGGUGCAAUUUUAAAACAAUGAUUAAUAAUAACAAAGAAUAUUGUAUCAGUAUGUAAUUUUAUAUCAUUUAAGUGCGAACCCAAAGGUUGUAGAAUAUCCCGUCUAUGAGAGGAGUUCUAUUCAGAGCUCUAGCUGAAUGGAAAUAGGAAUCUUCUCAUGAUGUUCAGGUUGCAUUCUUCAUCAUGCUGAGACAACAUGCCAGUUUAGGGGUACCCAGGAGAGGUUGUGUAGCAACAAAUGGAAAUGGGAGUUGCACAGAAAGAACAUUUGGUGGUGGUGGUGGUGCUGCUGCUUGGAGCAGUUGCCUCACUUUGCCUAAUGCUGACUUAUCUCACUGUAGUUGAAGGAAGGGAGUAUUUUUUAACCUUCAUAUUAUUCAUCAAACGUUUUUCUCACCCACUUCCCCAAGGCUGCCUAUGGACUACUCCCCCACUUCACCCCCCAUUUUUUGGGUUACCCUGUUUUGCUUCCAAAUUGAUAUUCAUUCAGCUACCACAGUUUGCUAUUGGAAGAAAUUAUUAUGCCUAGUUGAAAUCCAUAUUUUUAAUAAUAUACUUGACAAUAUUGUAUGCAUUUCCCUCAUUAGAACAAGAUUCCAUUCUAACUCACUAUAUUUGAUGUAGCAUUAUACAGUAUAAUUUAGUUAGCUGUUGUCAACUGAAGGUAAAGACUUGAUUUUAAGUUCUGCAGCUACUUUCUACUAUUAAUAGAUUGAAUGAAAGUUAAACUUCCUUUAUUGUAAAAGGCAUCCCUUUUACAGUGGAAGUUGGUGUGUUAUGUGAUUGGAUAAAUGAAAAAUAAUUGUGAAAAGUAUUUGUACUUCUGGAGAAAUUAGUCAUUCAUUAACUGUAGCAAAGCUAAUAAUGGCCUGUUGCUAAGCACACUUGUUUUGUUUUCUCUUGUUUUUUUUUGGUGCUGUGUUGUUCUUAAGAAAAUUAAUCAGGAAUGAUGUGCAUUUUUUAUUUUUAGUUUCAAACUAACAUGCUGUUUCCCUUUCUCUCUCUUGCCUUUAAUUGUGGCUGCCUCCUCUGCUAUAUUCUCCCUCUCCAUUUUUGGCCUUGCUGCUUUUGUCUGCUGUUCUGCGUACUCAAUUGCACGCCACCUCAAGCAUCAUGAUGAGAUCAAAGACUGCCAGGGAUCCUCAAGUAAGUAAAUGAUUUCUGCUACAACAUGUGAAGAGCUAUAUUAUCAUAUUCCCAGAUCGUGACAUGAUUAGGUUCUUCCACUAGACACUGUCAAGUGCCGAGCUUUUAAUGAAUGAUCAGACACAAAGUAGCAGAGGGAGGUGGAAUAGCUGAACUACAGAAACUGUGCAUUUGUGUGCAAGCACAUGUGUGUGUACAUGCGCACAAGCUUAAGUCUGCUGUGCCUUAAGAAAAUAAACAAGAAUGUGAAAAUAGUAGGGGCCUUAGGUUUUUUUUAAAGUUGGAAAACUAAAUUUAAAUCAUUCUCAAACUGGAACACAUAUAUAUGGCUCUGUUGAUUAGAGUAUAAUUUAGUCUGUACUAUAGUGACUAGUAACCUUGUUCUGUUGGCGAUAAUCUCCCUGUUUUAAUAGAAAAGUGGAAGCUAGUAGCCAUCCAUGUGAUAGUAAACAAAUAAAAGAUCUUGCAAAUAGAUAAAGCACAGAAUUGUGUUGUUUCUAUAUUGACUUGCUGUCUUAAAUAUCUUUAGCUAUUUUUUAAUUAAUUAUUUAAAUUUACUAAGGUUCUCUUGUGGGGUUAUAUCUCAGUAUUUUGAUUUUAUUACAGCAGCGCUGUUGCUUGAUGAAGGAAAUCUUAUUCAAUUAAUCAUCUGAGUUUUGCUUUAAAUCUGCCUAAGUUUGCAUGUGAAUAAUGCAAUAAUUCUGAAGAAUAUUUCAUUGGCCUAGUUCGCAUGACCCAGUAAGCCGAACUAUGGCUGUGGGACUGCACAGGCUUUUGGAGAAAUCACAGAUGCUUUGCUUCUUCAAGCCUUUUUUAUUCCCAUGUUUAGCAUGCCACCGAAACCCAAGUGUGUGGUGAAGUUCUCUCUUAACUAGCCAUGAGCUGUAGCCUGGGUUUAUUCUUGUCUACAACUCAAAAUUAACAAGAUGAGAGCUUAACUGUGAGCCCAGGUUUGAACACCACACUUUGCCAAACCAUGGAUUAGCUCAGUGCAAUAAAGAAGGACUAGAGAGAGAAGCAAAGAGGGAUGAGCUCCUCUCCAGGAGCCUAUGCAGUCCUGGUAAGCUCUAAUUGGCUUACUGUGUAAUGCAAAGAAUCAUGGCGUUUUGGCGGGGGCUAAACAGUGUGUUACUUGAUUUAAGCUUUUUAAAAAGUGUGCAUAAUGCUGCUGCUCCUAUUUUGAAGAGAGAGCAGCUGAGAGGCCUUGAUUCAGUACCAUGUUCCUAAUCCAGCCAGGGGUUCUUGCUAGAACCCAAUAUUGGAGAGAUAAAUGAAAAAUAUAUAGGCAGCUAUCAAAUGUUUCUCUUGGGACUAUAAAUAAGCAAUAUUUAGCACUACUCCUGUUGGAAUACAAUUAAAAGGAACUGCCUGCUAAAGUCUUCUCAGAUAGCUGACACCAUUCUUUUGAAGAGCUCUUCUCUUAACUAAUUGUAACACACUAUUAUAGUGAGCAAGGUUGACAAGCUCCUUUUUGUACUGGAAAAGUCUUGAGACAUCAUAUGUAGAGACUGAGAUCCAAAGUUUCACACAACUAGUUCCGUUGUGUGAGUUUCUGUUUUGAAUUUGUACUUCUUAAACAGUUUAGGCACUCUGUAGUCAUUUUAAAAAAGAAAAAUGUAUAGUUGCGGCUAUCAAUAUAUCUGCUCUUAACUGAAUUUCUGCUUUGUGAAUGUUGCAUUUACUCAACAUUCAAACACCAAUAUUUUGUCACUUGUUCUCGCCCAAUCCCAGCUUCUCAGUUGAGAUUGCCAGGGAAGUGCUGAAUGGAAUCCAGUCAUAAGUGCAUUGUGGGGCUCCUGUUGGAUAGUGUCUAGUCACAACCGGGUGGGGCAGUUACACAAAUUUUAGCCUUGCACAGGUUGCCAUAUUUUCAAAGUGUGCCCUGCUCGGAUAUUGCUUCAGCAGCAGUUAGUCUUAGACUGAGCCCUAUAUAGGAGCAGCAGUUCUGUCUCACCUGGAAGUUCCACCGUCACUGAAAGGUGCCUCUUCAGUAAAUCAUGUUACUGGAACUGAAUGGUGAGAGUUUGGAUUCCUGUUUUUCUGGUUUAUGUUAGUGUCUGGGAUCUCUUCUCAGUAUCCACAUUCAGUGUGUGUGACUGCAAGUUGAGAAGAGGAUUUCCCUUCCCUGCCUAGCAGAUUGUACCCCAAGGAAUGGGGAACCUGUUAAACACCAACUCCCAUCAACCCCAGCGAGCAUAGCCAGUGGUCAGGUAUGAUGGCAGUUGUAUAGUCUAGCAACAUCUGAAGGCCACAAAUUCCCUACCAAUGCGGUAGCUCAGCUCACUUGUUCUUUGAACGCAAGUGGGCUUCAAGCAACUAAAAGCUUUUAUGGUUGCUUAAUAACAUCUCCGAAGGAACUCCUAUCCAAGACUUUACCUCAUAACUAAAUGCUUAAUCCUUCUAGCGGGCUAAGCCUUCACCUUUUAAGUAUGAGACUAAACUAUGUGUAUUUCUUAUUAUAAUUACUGCCCACAUUACGCUUAUAUUAAAGACCCAUAGGCGUCAUUCUGUAAGGUGUGAGACAAUCUAUUAAAACCACAAAUUCUGUUCCUUUAUAAAAAUCAAUAUGACUCAUAUUACCCAUAUGAAAUUUGAAAUGGAGGAUUCAGGGAGGGGGGUGAGCUGCAAGCCUUUCAAAAUUCAGAAUGAAAAAUCAGGUAUAUAUGUUAAUUCAUUUCCCUUCCCUAAAGUCUUGUGUGCUCAGUGUUAUAAUGUUUUUCACUUGUCACGUUGAAUCAAUAAAGAAAAGUGUAGUUUGUGUCAUAUAUACAGAGUGGCAACUGCCACUAGGGGAUGCAGUGGGUUUAUAUUGCUGUGUUUAUAACUGGGACAGGGUUUGGUAGUUUAGUAAGAAGAGAACAGCUAUGCAAGACCAGCUCAAGUCAACCUAGGCAAGAUAAAUCUCUACUGACCCCCUGCUUUCCCAAAGGAAAGAGGUUGAACUGAGUGGGAAGCAAAGGAUAGAUGGUUGCUGUGUGUAAAAAGAGGCUGAGGAAAAGAGAUUUUGCUCAAUCUUCAGGAAGACUAGGAGGUUCUGGCAAAGGGAGCUCUGAGGAUUCUUUUUUAAAUUUUGCAGAUAAAUCAGUGGCUUAACCUGUCAUGUCAGGAUCUUCUCUACGGUAGAGUAGACUUGAUAAUUACGCCCUAAUUAUCAUUGAGGGGUUAAAAUCUCUGAGAUGUUCUGCUUCUAAGUGCAUGUGGCGAAUUGCAGAAUCAAAUGUUCCUCCAUCUGAAAAAUAUUUAAAAACCCAUGCAACUUUCUCCCUGAUACCUGCCUUUCUACGUGGAUGGGAUUUAUUUGUAUCCUAAAAUAUUCAACAUGUGAGUUUCCACUUGGAAGUGGUACAUCUCAGAUAUUCUACUAAUGCUUUGAGAACUAGGAUGCUUUCAUGCUUAUGUGUGUUGGACCGCUGUAUGUUGGAGUAAUUUAAUUAGAUAUUUUGUACAUACACAACCCUUUGGUGGGCUUGUGGAAGAUCCAGCCUGUAUGGUUGUAUACCUAUAUGGUUGAAGCCUUUGGGAUUUUAUAUCCCAGCAAGUAUUUUAUAUAAAAUGGAGCUGACCUUCUAGGUAGUUCAGGGCAAUCUUUUGCCAAUAAGCUCCAGCAUAAACAUCACAUAAAGAAAAGGAACAUGUUCCACAGAUUCUACCUCUUGGUUAUUAUGAGUAAAAGCCACACUGUGUUUAAAUACAUGCAUACUCCUAAAAUACUCAUAAAAUAAGCAGCUAACUGAAAAGGAGCAUAAUAAAAAAACGUCUAAGGAACAAGAUGAGCAGUUUGCGGAUGAGUAAGUCAAAAGGUCUGGAAAAUAAAUAUCCCUUAGAAUUUGCUUUACCCAAGCUUUUUCUUUGCAUUUUGCCCUAUACUUAAGAGUAUGGUACAUUGUAUGGCUUUAUUUUUGGUCUUAUCUCUGGUCUGUUAACCACAAUAAAUUUAUGGUGAAUAUUUUAAUAUUGAGAGUGCAGUAUUUUCCAAGAGCAGAACAGAAUCACUACUGGUAGAAAAAUGAAAUGCAAAUGAAAUUUGCACUUUCAUAGUGAAGUCUCUAGAGGGCAAUGUAGCAGUAUUGAAAGAUUUAAAAAGUGGGGGCUUUGAAGCAACAUGACAUGACAUCAGAAUGUGCAAUUCUUAUUAACAAAAAGACAGCAGUAUCUCAAAAAUAAACAGGUAUGUUUUAUUAGAUUGGAAGAAAUCCUGCUUUCUCAAAAGAUGCCACCCUUUCCUCCCAUAUUUGCAACCAUUUCCCAGAACAACUGUGCGUUCUUACUUUCAUUUAAAUCCUCCCUCAAAUCCCACCAUUUGUGUGAAGCCAUUGGUGUAAGCCUCUCAUUCCCAUGCCAUGCUGUAACUUGGCCUAAGCUCAACAACUCCGGGGCAUCCUCCCCCAAAGAAACCUCAACUCUGGUAGACCACUGCCAGUUUUUUUUAAUUGGAAGUAGAUCACAGUCUCUUGGGAGCUGGAUGGGCCUCCUAUAUACCCUGCCUUCGGUUUAUCCCCCUCCUUUGCUUCUCCUUGUGCAUGGACCUGUACUCUGUAAAACACCGUGUGCAGUGAAUAAUUAAUUAAUAAUCCUCUUUGUUUUUCAGGCGUGGUAACAAACAACGAUGAAGCUCAUGUUCUGAGUCCAGGAAAGAUGAGCCAGCGUCAAGGAAAAGAAGGCUAUCUUACUCCAACCAAAGAUCUACAGCAGCCAUCAUUUAGUCCAGGAACAGUCCAUGGCCAUGGUAAGAAGCAUUUCAUUAGAUGACUGGAAUGUCAAACUGGAUAAAGGGUGGAAUUCAACCUAGCCCUAAAUAGAUUGUUUCAUCAGCAGAAGCAUUUCUGCUUGUCUGAUUGAAUAAUCCCCUCCUCUCCCAUCGUCCCAUGCUAUUCUGGGAGUUCUCCCAACCUUCCAGAGCAGAUCUGGGAUAAGAGGAGGGAGGAAAGCUUCAUUGUACCAAUGGGAGCCCUUCCACAGGCUUCCACAGCCCAUAAUGUCUUCAAUAGUUACUGCAGCACUUGCAGCAAAUGUGUUCAUCUACAUGUCAGUAAAAACUGUUUAAAAAUGUGGAAUCCUUUGGAUGAGCUGAAAAUUGUUCUCUGUUCUUUGCCUCUCAUCUGGUUCAGAAAAUAAUUUCUUACCUUAAUAAAUGUGUAGGUUUAUGUCUUCCCUUUUCAGUCUGCUGUUUAAGGUUGCAUUUCUAUGCAUGUUAAAAGCAUUUGUAAGACAGUUUUGUACACCAUUAAUGGCUAUUCAGAUUUCUGAUUUUUAAAAAUAGAAUGAAGAGUCGAAAGGUUAAAAAUGGGAAUUUGUGCUUUGUACUGCCUGAAAUUCCUUGCAGUUUGUGAAUAGUUUCCACUCUUGCGAUUCAGAUUUGAAUUGAUUAGAAUGAUUCUUAAUAACAGAGAACACCAAUUGGUUGAAUUAAUACCCUCUACAUAAAUUAGGGGGUGGGACCUGACAUUGGUGGAUUACAAAUAUACUCAUUCCUUACCAUUGAACUACCAUUGACAGGAGUGAUGGGAAAUGUCAUCCAGUAACAUUUGGAGGCUUGCAGAUUAGUCUGCCCUUUGCUAAAUAGUGUUCUCCUGUUCAUGCUUGCAUGAUCUCUGUCAGAGUAAACAUACUGUAGGCUGUAAGGCUGCUAUUCUGUGCACACUUACCUAGGAGCAAGCCUCACUGCCCAAAAUAACACUUCUGAGAAAAUGCUAAGGAUUUGGGCUGUAAAUGUUUAGCUGCUUCCAGUUGCCUCAGAACUCUUAUUUGAAUUGAGGAAGAGCAAUUCUACUUUUGGGGAAUCUUUUCAGCUUUCUGAUGCACAGAUUGAUAAAGAGAGAAACCUUAACUUGUGCUGUUGUGCUGCUCAUUUUUUGUAGCAGAGAUUAUGCUUGCCAGGUUUCCAGGCCAAAUGCAAGCUGAAUAAACUACCAAGAAAAUGGAAAUAUUUCAAAUUUUCUAAUUCCAAUUACUAUAGUUUCUGUUUCUUUUCAAAAUCAUAGUGAGAUGGGUUGUAAAGCGGCAUUAUGACGAUUUUAGAGAAUAUUUAGCUUGAAUGUGUCUGUUUGGUGCCAUUACUUGCCCUUUCUUCCUUUUAUCAGUUGUCACUACUAGCCCCUAUGGCUAGUUACCUGUGGCUUUUUAUGGCAAGUUGUCUGUAGAAUAAUGUGUGUGUGCAUAUUGUUGUAAACUUAUGCAGCCUUUUUGGGCAAAAGUUGAAGAGAAUGGGCAGGUAAAGCAAGCUGAAUUUGGUAUAUAGAAAGUUGCAAGUUGUUUCUUUCUUCCUGUAACAUUUCAGAUUACUUAGAACAGCGAUAGUCAACAUUGUGCUCUCCAGAGAUUGUUAGACUCCAACUCCCAAAAGCAGCAGCCAGCAUGACCAGUAGACAGGGAUGAUGACGUGUUGUAGUCCAACAACAUCUGGAGGGUUCCAUGUUGGCAUCCCUGACCUGUAUUAUAAUUUAUUUGUAGCGUUCAUCAUGGUUCAUUAUUCUUAAAUAACGACAACUGUUUUGUCCCAGCAACCUGGUCUGAAACUCAUUGUGUUGCUUAAGCAUUUCCUGAGUGAGGACACUUCCAGUCUGUUGCCAUUUUCAGGUGACCCUUCCAAGUCUACAAUUCCAUGAUUCUUCUUUUCAAAGCUGUUUCUUUCUUCUUCACUCUGCCUUGGCACAGCCCCAUCCUCACAAAAACAGAGUAUCAAACAAAAAUGAAAUGCCUGUGAGUGAUAGGUCGAAGUAGGGCUUGAUAUUUAGUGAGCAAACCAGAACAAUUUGUUUUCAUGAGAUGAAAAUGAAAUGCCUGUGUAAAUAUUAACAUUUGAGAAGUGAUCAAAUUGGUUAAUCACUUACAUACAGACGCCUCCUUAAACUAUGUCUCUGGCAGAUAUUGAUCAGUUGAGAUGUAAACUAUAUAGUUAACAUCCUUAUACCAUAUGACACCAAAAUUUAAUAUUACCAUACUUAAUUAAAGGAAAUUUAGUAUUCACAACAUUUUGUGAAAAUGUCAUUCUGACAUAAUUUUUUUUAAAAUUCAUUGAAAAAAUACUAAUCAUUGAUUUUUAUUCCCCCUGCUUUUGGUCCCUGGAUCCUCUGGGACUGACUUAGAGCCGUAGGAAGGACACACAGCCAUAUACAUAUGGAUACUCAAGUUCAUAUGGAGAAACGUGGUUGCUUUAUUAACAGGCUCUCACAGCUUAGAGAUGAAGUAAACAUCUGCCAAUUUUGCAGAAUUGUAUCCUCAAUGUCAUACAACUUUACAAGUGGUACAGUCCAAGGGAAGAUUACAUCUAUUCACCUUCCACUGCAUUGUAACAUUCCCAGACCCAGUGACAUGUCUCAUUUUUGUAACCACCCUCCCUGUGUUUCCCUCUUUAGAUUGCAAAUUCACUUGUGAGACCAAUUACGUUCUCCUACCCAAAAUGGCAGGGGCCCCCUUCCUCUCUAUCCAUGGUACUUUCAUGGGCUAUCCUAUAAGCUUUUUAUUUGCCGCUGCUCUCAGAAUAGGUCAAUUUUGGAUCCAUGCAUUAUGGAAGAACUAACUUUGCUCCUCCCCACAGUAGUGGUAGCCAAAGGGGCAUGCUGUGCUCUCAGAGGGUAGUUUCAUUUCAGUUCCUUCAACCAUGCUAAGCUUAUGCUUUGGUGAAAUCCAUGUUUACAGAUAGCAGGACAACUGGGUUUACUGAGAACAGCUAUAUUGGUGUUUAUGUGCUGGAAGUUUUCAUUUUCUGUUACAUUCCUCUCAAGAGGGUUUGGUAUCUAGACACUCUACAAGUGUCAUUUGUGCAUAGGUAUUUUUGAUUUGUUAAGUACAAGAAAGACUGAUCAAGUCCUCCAGGAUUGUUAUAGACUCUGAGGCAAAAAAAAAUAGAGCUGAUGUUCAUGGGUUCUUGUUCUCAAGCUUUUUUUCCUCUGACUACUUUAUUAUUAUUAAUCAAAGCAAAGCACAUACCACAUUUUAAGGGCACUUUUUCUUUAGUGCCAGCAUAAUCAAUUCAGCACCAUAUUGUGAAAAUCAUGGAUUUCCCUGUCUGAUAAUCCAGCUGAGUCAAAACAACCUUGAUCUGCAUCAGAAAAAAUAAUAAUCAAGUGCAGGACCAAGCACUGUUCUGCAACCUUUUAUGGAUCACCUGAAUUGAGUUUGUGAUUUAUAGGCCACAGUUUGAGGACAUCUACAUCAACUCUUGCCACUAUCUGCUUUUCAGCAUUGGACCUUUUGAUUGCAUUUAAUACAACAAAAACUGAUGUUUGGAACCGACUUGACACAAUUCUGAUUCUUCAGAACAAUAAACAACUUGAAGUUAAAAGCUGGCAAUGUGGAUUCAACCCUGACUUAUUGUUACACAUGAUGUGGCAAUGCCAGUAGUGGCUUUCUUCUUAGAAGAGAUGUGCUUUCAGAUAAAUCAUGUGAAAACUGGUCUAAGAUUCUCCUACAUGAAUCUCUCUCUAAAAUAUUGAGUGGUCUGAGGCCUUUCAGAAGCCCACAAGAAGUAGAUGUUCAUGCCCUGCUAUAGUUAAAAUGGCUAGCACUCCAGUACUUGAAGAACAAAUCCUCUGCAUCUGCUUACCAAAGAGUAGAAGUCUUGAGUGCUGCAUCCUUUUGAGUGCAUGGCAUACCACCACCCAUUGUCUCAUAGGUACCUCUUCAAUUCUGUGAACAGUUUUUUUCUUCUUGUAACUAUUUUUGGCUCCUUUCCCCUGAUAAGUGAACUCUUACUCUUCUUUCUUCCUUCCUUUCUAUUGGCUUUGUUUAUUUGUGUCCUGUUUGUUUUAUAAAAAUAUUGGAAAUAAAUAUGACAAUAAACUUAAAUUCUAAAAUGUUAAUUUCUGUUGGUCUCCUGUUUAAGUUUUUCUUAGAGAUUGUGGCUGCUCAACUAACCAUUUUGACCUUCUCUAAUACAUUAAGUAGGCAGGAACAUUCAUAUUGCUACUGUACAGCUGAUGUCCAACAUUUUAGACAACUAUGUUUGUAAAAUGCCUGCGUAUAUAUUGCUAUUUUUAAAUUGGUAAACAUUUAUCAAGCUAGCAGAAAGCCAGCUCCAUCUACUAUAUGGAAAUUAAGAACAGUUUAUAGUUGAUUCACAUGUCUUUGAAUGUAGUACAAUGCCUUUGAGUCAUUACAUGUUGCCGCAUUUUCAAUCUCAACAACCUCUGUACAUACAUAUCUGACUGGUCUAUAAUGUAACACAGCAACUCAUUGACUAAAGUGUAUUUUGCAUUCUAAGUGAAGAAAAUGAUUUUACUGUGAGUAGAAUUGUGGGUGCCAAGGGAUAAGGGAACAGUCCUUUAACUGGUAGGAACAACAGACCUAAGGAAUUCUUACAGUAUUGUAGUUUUGGGUCAAUCUGUCUAACAGCACUAUAGGGGAAUGGAAUGGAAUGUGUUUUUUGUCAAAUGUAGGUAUUUGGGGAAAUUUUAUUUAAGGACUUUGUAUGCCACCAUUUCAUUAAAAAUAUCAGGCUGUCUACAGGGGACAUCCGUGUAUUGUACCAGUACACUGUCUACAUAGAAGAUCAGAAUUUAAAAUACAUAUGCAGAUAAUCAUUCAGGUGACAGACUAAUAAAAAGUAAACAACUGUAGGCACAAAACAUCUCUGUUGGAACAGUGUUCCAUGGACUAGCAACACUAAAUGUUCUAACUGUAGUCAGUCAGUCCUUUGUAACAUUGGGGACAAUUAACAGUGCUCCUCCAGAUGAUUUCAGUGGUUCUGACGGUACACUGGACCCAAUUCUUUAAGGGCUUUGUACAGGCAACUCGCAACUUACGUGGGGGGGUCAUGUUCCAGGGAUAGCACAUAAAGCCAAAAUCACAUGCAACUCAAAGAUUUUCACCAGUUCCUAGAAAAGUGUGAAAACUAUUUUAAAUACCUUCCUUUUUCCUUUCAACUUGAUGUUUUAUUUCCUCAAACCCCAGAACAUUGGGGCAAAGCAUUGGACUAGAAUAUUUUUCAUUUUCCUUUCAAACCAUUAUAUCUUACUUUGAUUGGGGGAGGGGGACAUCCGUGUAUUGUACCAGUACAUGUUUCUGUGCUUGCACAGUGUAAAAUCCAUUUACCACUAAAAUAUAUGAAGGUGGUAUCCGCACGUCCUGUGACAUGUACAGUUCAUAAGCUUUCUGCAGCUCUAACUAUUCCAUUCUUCUCAGAUGGGAUCCCUUUCAUAUACGGCUCUUUAAAAGAGUGCCACCUUAUGGGUUUUUUUGUUGAUAAUGACGGGGAGUGGAACCAAGUUACAGAGUAGUCAUUUAGAUGCUGUGCAAUACAGAAUGGAGCAUUUCAGACACGGCACAGCAAGGAUCUUGGAUUUCAGCUUUUUCUUAAUUUUGUAAUUAAGGUUACCAAGACCUGCACUUUAGUAGUAGCAGUAGUACUAUAUAUAUGAAUCAAAUCAAAUCAGGCUGCAGUUUCCCUUGCCUCACUGGGUGACAGGGCAACGCAAUGGUAGAUGAGAAAAAACAGUGUAAGCACAUUGUAACAAAAGUCUAAACUGAGUCAAACACAAGUUUAUAGAAUUACACAUGGUUUGGAGGAAGUAGAUAGAGAAAAGUUUUUCUCAUUACUCUAGAACUCCUGGACAUUCAGUGAAGCUGAAUGUUGGAAGAUUUGGGACAGACAAAAGAAAGUACUGCAUGCAGCACACUAUGGAACUAGCCCCUACAGGAGGCAGUGAUGGACACCAACCUAAAAGAAGAUUAGACAGAUUCAUGGAGGAGAGGGCUAUUAAUAGCGGCUAGCUAUGAUGGCUACGCUUUGCCUCCACAGUUGGAGGUAGUAAUGUUGCUAAAUACCAGUUGCUGGAAACUACCAGAGGGGAGAAUCCUGCUUGCAGGUUUCCCACAGGCAUCCGGUUGGCUGCUGUGAGAACAUAAUGCCAUUGGCCUAAUCCAGCAGGCUCUUCUUACGUUCUUAUACCAUGCCUCAUAUUCUAUCUAACCUCCCCUUCAUGGUAAGCAAGCUCUCUGUGGGUUAUUUGGGGAUUGUCUGUUUUGCUGAAACUGUCUAAACUAGUUUUAAAGUAUCUACCAGAAUGCAUUGAGCAGAAUUGUGUGUGCUGUGUCCAACCAUUUUGAUUGGGUAUUAGCAGAGGAACCCUAUGUGUUAAAAGGCAUCUGAAUAUGCAUAGAGCAGUGGCAAGGCUGCUGCUGAGAUCCUGUUUUCCUCUCUAUAUGCAUUUGUUCACCCUGGAUAUAUAAUUAGAAUAGAGCUUUUUGUCUUGGCGUAUUGUUCUCUUGUUGUAAAGAAAGGACUUGUCAACAAAUCUUUCUUUAGGAAUUUUUGGCCAGUUUGACCCAUUCAAGCCUAAUCUGUUGUCCUUGUAAUUCAGAGGUCUUGCUUGGGAUAAAAUAACUGAAACCUGAGUAGUCAACAAGUGUGUGGGAGGAGCUGUGGAACAGAGCAGUUUGAGAUGCAAGUCUACGGCCAAGCAAGCUGCUUUUAUAAAAAGUGCCUGAGCUGUAGCCCGGUGUACAGAGAGGAACUGCUUCAGGAGAAAUUUAGAUUGCAUUGAUUCUGUCAACCUUGGGGAUACUAGUUUUUGGGUUGUAAAACAGUUUGCCAUUCUUGUAAUAUACAGUUGUUUUGUGUUUUGGAUUUCCAUUCAUGUGAGUUGGAGACACAUCUCUAAAGGCAAGUAUAUCUCUAAAUAUAUUUUAAGUUGGAUUGCAUAUUACACAGCAGUAGCUUGAUAGCUACUAGCAGCUGACUUUGUUUUCCAAACAAACUCAUUGCAUGAGGAAGGUCACAUGUUGCACAUAGAUGUAGGUAAUGCAGAUUUAAUUACAGGUUUCUUUCUUAUGGUAGGUUUGUUGAUGUAAUAAGUUUGUGUGUUGUAGUGUUUAAUCAUAUUAACCAGAAAAGUGGCUUGACAGUAGUGGGACUAAUAAGCUGACUCUCCACAACACCACCACCUCAGGAAGAACACAGAGUCACAAAUUGAUUUUGUGAGCUGUCUUGGAUAUCUAACACAUUCUAAUAUCUGUUGCUGUUACAGCAGCAAAAGGAUUAAUUUUGGGGGGCCGGUUUCAAAAAGCCCUUAUAUUUCAAGUUGAGCAUAUGUCAAGGUUAUGUCCUAUUUUGCUCUUAUUUCAGCUUAUGUUUAUUAUUUUGAAGUAGAAAAUCUGCAUUUUUAACAUGCAACUGAACUUUAAUGUAUUUCUAGAUUAAAAUUCAUUGAUAGCCAAAUUAAUGAGUGCGGCAUAUGUAUAGCAAUAUGCCAUGUUACAGUACAAUUAGUGCUAUAUGUUAAAAUAACUAGUACUGAUGGAAUUCAAACCCAUCUGAAUAGCUGUUGGGUACAGAGCACCAAAUAUAUUUUGAAAAUGAGCAAUGAUGUUUAAUUUCAAUAGUUUAAAAGCAUCAGUUAUUGGGAAACAACUAGGAGGAAGAGUUGUCGUACUCACAACUUGUUUGUAGACUUCUAGUCAGCCGCUGUGAGAACAGAAUACUGGAUUAGGUAGACUUUUUAUCUGUUCCAACAAGGCUCUUUAAUUAUUCCUAUAAUAAUAAUGACUAAAAUCAUGCUGAAUAUCAAAACUGGUAAUGUUCAGUAAUGACCCCCUAGGGAAUCAUUUUUGGAAGCUGUUCUUUUAGAUACAAAUAAGCAAUGAACCAUAAUAUGUGAAUGUUAUUUCUGCGUAACUGAAAACCAUAGGCAUGUCAUUGUUACAAAAACUCUCAACAUCAGAAACUCUCAACAUUUUCAGCUACACUGAUUUUUGUAAUACUUAAAGGGAGAAACAAAAGGACAAAGAAAGAUCAGUUACUUAAGCUUAGUGUUCUAGCCAAAUGGUUAAAGUGAUUUUUGUGGCAAAAAUCAUGCCAAGAGAGUGACUUAGCAAUGCUGAAUACCUUUGUAAUAACCUUACUUUGUAUAUGACACCAAAAUGACUCUUCUUGUUAGGUAUUCUGCAUCAGUGUUGCUCACCCCCAUAGCCAAGACUCUUGUUCUUGAUCUUGUUAGCUACAGUCUUGUAGCGAAGAAUCUCCAUCAGUUCAGUUUUUGUGCAAGUACCAGGCAGUGUUGGGUGGGCAUUCCCAAAGCAGGACUUGCAGACAUCAGGGUCUGCAGUUCCAUGCCCUGAUUACCUGCAAAGGCUGUUUCCCAGUCACAUAACUCCUCCCCCAAGUGAGUGGUGGCACUUCUGUAUGGGGGCUGCUUAGCUCCCAUAUCCUUUCAAAGUGGGCAUUAUAGAAUCCCCCAAAUUCAUUGUGGUUCCCACACAGAAAUGCCACUUCCACCUGCUCUGGCAAGGACAUGGGGGCAGCGGGUUAGGACAUGGGGGUAGGGGGAGGUGAAAGUAAUGAGGGGGAGGGGAGGGAAAGUUGGAGGAGGGAAAGGAGUGUCCAUGAUUGGUACAGUCAUGAUAGAGUUGAUGGGGAAGAUUCUGAGAGGGGUUUUUUUUGGGAGGGGGAGUUAACGUGGAGAGGGUGAUCUUAAGUGGGAGGCAGUCAUUUUGUGAAUGGUUAUGCAUCAAUAGCAGUGAUUUUGUGGUUGUACCCUUGUCAGUUUUUCAAAAUUCUGAAUGUGUCCUCAGGCCCAAAAAUGAUUAGGGAACCCUGGUAUAAGGCUUUGAAAGUAAUGGCUAACACAUUUUGAUUAUUUUCACUGAUCGCCUUCUGUAUUCAUAGUCAUAAUGACCCUGCAAUCCUUACAAUUUCUUUGCUCUUUGGGCUUCAUUAGAAUCUUGUAUGGUUUUGUCUCACUGGCUGAACAAUACCAUCUUAAUAGUGAACCUGAAUUUUCAAGGCAGUAGUCACCAGAGUGGUUGAAGGGCUCCCCCUCCCCUUUUUUCUUUUACCAACAACCACUGCAAAUGUUUUUUACUUGAAACAGAUUAUUUCUGUGCAUACAAUAAUUGACACCCAUUUGUUUUUUCCAGUAUCCUGUGCAGAAACUAUACUGUUAAUUGUGUUUUCUGUGGAGUUUAACCAUGCCUCAGUUGCAUUUUAAUGAGGUUUUGGAACAGUAGCCUAUUUUCUUACAGCACAAUCCUAACCAUGUCUACUUAAAAGUAUGUCCUAUUGAAUUUAAGGGGGCUUACUCCCAGAUAAGUGUAGUUAGGAUUGCAGCCUUAAAUGAUCCAAUGGUAAGAUAACUUGUUUUUUGGUUCCUGAAACUUUGCAUUGCUUAAGUUGCCAUGUUUCAAUAUUUAAAUCUUGUACUUUUACUGGAGUAAACUGGUGCACAUAUAAAUGUAACAAAUAAAAUAAUAAUUGUUAAGUAGCUAUCAUUGUUGAUUACCUUCUUGAAUUUACCUUGGAGGAGCAUCGAUGAUUAUUUUUGCUGCUCUGCAUGCAUCUCUGUCUCAAAUUGCUGUUCUUCUGGCUCUUUCUUCAUUUUGUCCCCCUGCCAGACCACAAGAUAGAGGAUGCUUUAUCUUUACUAUUUGUAAUGAAGAUUUUUCAAAAUACUAACCCUUUCCCUAUAACAUUAUAUUUAAUUGCAUUGAAUAGGCAGCAUAUAAAUGUCAAAGAAUGAAAUAAGUUUUGUUGUGAAAGAGUGCUGAGCCCGUUUUCUCCUCUAGAAUCUUAUGACUGCUGUGAGGUUCUUAUGCCUUUCAAUGCACCAUGCAUGAGUAAGAAAUAUGAAUUAACAGAGGAAGUAGCAAAAAUAAUAAUCAAAAAAUCCCAAGAAUGGAUGUUUGCCAAAAGCUGUUUGUUGUGGGUUAUGGAAAAGAAUAAUAGAAUAUUGUUGGCACUGAAAUGUAUUUCCACAGUGUAAAAAAACAGUCUGCAAAGAGAACCAUCAUAUUGACAUAGGAAUACGCAGCAGAAACAAAUCACAUUGCACUUUGUUCCUGCUGCCUUCCUGAUGUAGAGAGUGCUCAGGAGGGUGGGGCAGCAAAAGAGGAAGGGGAGAUAGAGAUCAAUAAAGAUAUCAGGAAGAAGAAAAAGAUAGAUAGUGAGGAAGUUAGGCCUGGGAAUUUGGAGCAGGGAUAUAAGGGAGAAAGAUAUGUAGGAUUUAGAGGUAAAGCUGAUAUAAGGCUGAUAUAAAAAAGACUUGACAAUGGAAAUUGAUACAAGGAGGAUAUAUGUAAAAGUUCACCCUUUAUACCUGACAAAUUUAUUUAUUUAUUUAAUAAAUAAAUAAAAACUAAGUUUGGGCAGUAGUGUUCCCCUUUCAGCUUUGGCCUGGAGAUUUAAAAGUGGCAAAUUUGUGUCUUUGUUGAACUGUUUCAGACUGCAAGUGAGGGCUCACCUGAUGGGAAGUUGCUCAAGUUUGAAAACAGCACACACACCUUGCCUAUAGAAAGCUAGAUGUUGCAAAGAAGGAUUACAGUGUAGCUUUGCCCCUGGUAUGGUGCCUUUCUGUGUGUCAGAAUUUUUUGUCAUAAUGGAACAUUCCAUCUUGCAAGUAAGUCUGUUUCUACAGCUAAAAGCAGAACAUCACAGGCAUGUAUAUAUCUCGGCAAAACUAGGUCCGAGUGCGAACUGCCUUUCCAAGCAGGCAUGCCAAAUCACCAGGUGAUUAGAGACCUCUUUAAGUAGAAAUAAGCUCCAGUAAUAGGGAUUAGUAUGAGUGUUCAACAUGUGAUGCCUGGGGAAAAAUCUGUAGAAAAUAUUGGUGCUGUAGCAUAGAUGUAAAAAAACACACCAAACCACAACAACCCUCUGCUUCAGAAUAUUGAAUCAAAAUUACAUUACUUAAUAACGAUGGUGCUUUCUCACUAGAUAUCUUCUGAUCCAUGUUUAUCUAUAAUAAUAAUAAUAAUUUAUUACUUGUACCCCACCCAUCUUGACUGGGUUGCCCCAGCCACUCUGGGCAGCUUCCAAUAGAAUAUAAAACAUACACGAUACACCAGACAUGAAAAGCUUCCUGAUAGAGGGCUGCCUUCAUGAUAUCUAUUGGAGGUUGUUCAAUUUGUUAUCUCUUUGACAUCUGAUAGGAGGGUAUUCAAUAGGGUGGGUGCCACUACCAAGAAGGCCCUUUGCCUGGUUCCCUGUAACUUCACUUCUCACAAUGGGGGAACCGCCAGAAGGCCCUCGGAGCCUGGACCUAAGUGUCCGGGCUGAACCAUGGGGGUGGAGACCCUGUUUUUUUGCGUAGUUAAACCAUAUGACAGAUUUGGGGUGCACUCCUUGUUGAAUGUUUACCAUCCAUUAGUGUUUGCAUGGCUAACAAGCGUAUUAUAGGGUAAAAGGCACUUACCAAGAAGGGCCAGUGGCAAGAGGGAGGGGAGGGAGGGGUGCUUAAUCCUCCCAUGCUGGGUGAUUUAUUUUCACAAAGUUUCUUGGUUUUCUCUCUGUUGAGUUUAUUUCCAGUUUCAUGGCCUGGCUGGGGAGAUACAAAUUUUAAAUAGCCAGUUGGGGUGUGUGUGUGGAUUUGUAGGGUAGAACUGGUGGAUAGAGAACUAGAUACUAAAUACUACUGUUCCCCCACCCCACUGAUUUUCUCCUUCAGGUGCCUCCCUUUCCCACUUUGGUGUUGCUAUGGAAACCAUUGUUUCUCUUGUAACCCCUAGUUCCGUCCUUAGAUCCCUACGCUCAAGAACAGGUUCUGUGGGUGUGUUAAUAUUAUAAUAUGUAUCAUUAUAAUAAAUAGUGAAACUGCACUUUUUUUUCUUUUUAAAUAGCAUGAAAUUUCCCAUUAUUAAAGUGACAAAAUAUAAAGCGAGCCUUUGUGGUGCAAAGGUUAUAACAGAUUGUACCUAUGAGAACUAAGCUCUGCCAUAGCUUUCAGUUAACAGUUUUCUAGCUGUUAAGGGGAUCUAAGCUGUGUCCAUAUGUAGGGUUAUAUGGAUUUCACAUACAGCGUGAGAAAUUGAGAGUGAGAUGCAUGAAGGGUAUCCAAAGCAGAAUAUCUUACUUUGGAAUGUUGGCACUGUCUUGCUUCUAUACUGGAAAAGCAGGCAGGAGGGAAAGGAGUCUAAUAGGAUGCGUGUGACCUUCUGUGUGAGCUCAGAGGAUGAGGAUUCCCAUCAGGUCAGGGAGGGAUGUAUUAGUGGUUUGUGUUCUGUUAAUGGGCCAGAACAUUUGGUAUCUAGUAAUGAAAAGCAUGAGAUCCAAAAGAAUAUGAAUAGAAUGAUGGUGGGCCCUUCUUUUACACACACGCAUACUCUCUCUCUUUGCCAUUUUGGGAGACAGUAAUUGUCUGAAAAGCAGGAUAAAAAUAUAGUAAAUUAAUAUAUUUUUAUUGUAUAGCUUAAACCUGACAGUUGCCAGAUUUAAACCGCUUUUUUAAAAAAAAAAAUCAGUUAUAUGGUACAAAUAGUUGGAUCCAAGUCAUUUCUGUUUUGUUAGUCAAUGAGAUUAAAUAGUUUGAAAUCUUAAGAAUUUUCUUGAUCAUCUGAUAUAAGAAAAGUAUUUUAUUGUUUUAAUUUCCCCCCCACUGUACAAGCUUUUAGAUUUCUUGCUAUAUUUCAUUUCGUGAAUUCAGGCAAAAUGAUGGCUUAAAAAACAACCUUGGAUCUCAGCUAUAGACUAUCUGUUGUUGUUUUUUAAUGACUCAUCAAAGCAAGGGGAAAUUGACUUGAAAGGGUUUUUUUAAAUAAAAAAUGUUGUAUAAAGUUAGACAUUUCGAAUGGAAAGCAGGCAAAACUGACCACCUAACUAAUUUGCAUGAUGAGCAAGUGAAGCAGUCAAAUGCUUGCAAAAUUUUGAAUGAAAUUUUAAGCGUAAAUUCUGUUUCAGUUGUCUCCAUUAAAAGAGUUAGCCUGUGGUUUCUAAAGAUAUAUAUUUAUUGAGUGUUGUUGUUGUAUAGUGUAGAGCAAAUACCAUAGCUUGUAUUUAAACACGUAGAAAACAUGUCAAACUAUUUAAUGAAAAAGUGACCCCCUUUCUCUGGAGUUGUUAAUUAUGUUAAAAAGCAAAGUCAUCAAUAAACACUUUACACUAUUUUGAUACUUGUUACUCUGUGCUAAAUUCUGGAAAUUGCUGACGGAAGUUCUGACUCCUGUAUCAGAAACGAUUUUGGCAAGGGUCUAUUUGGUGGUAUUGCUUAAAUGAUAUGAGUUAGUGCCUGCCUUCUAAAAUGUACCUUAAUACUGCAUUCAGAAGCAGUGCUUUUUCUUUCAGAGCCAUUUAUGUGAGUUCUUGCUGGCUAAUGCUAUUUAAUCCACAAUAAAAAGUACUGAAAAUAAAUGGGUUUCCAUUUAAUGGAAAUUCCUUCUCUGAUUCUCAGUAGUACUCUUAAUUUUCUUGAGUCAAUUUUAGAAGUAUACUCAUAAUUGUUCUGUGUGCAAUAAAAUAGAACUUGAAUGAUUAGGCAGCAAAGGAAUUUCUUUAAUAACUCCUCCAUUCUGAUGUACUUUGUCAUGACAGUUGUCUGGUGCCUGCAAAACAAUGAAGAGUAACAGCUUGUCUCAGGGCAUGCUGACUGAAAUAUGACAUGUUAUUGAUGGAGGAAUGGUAGCAGCUUGGAUUGAAUUCAUAAACAUCUCUUAGCUUGGUUACAAAGUUCAACAGCCUCUGGCAUCUCUCCUUGUUCAAAGUGUGCACAUGGCACUUGAUCUUUGUGGGUCUUGCAUGCUGCUAAUCUGAAUGUGAAGGGAAAAGACUUUCUGCAACGUUCUUAUUCCCAUCAUCCUUCUGAAUGAAAAUAAUCAUUAUACAGAGCAUCUAACUCAUGAAGGCAGAAGGUCCACAGCGACGUAGGUUUUCUUCAUGUGCUGGAGUUUCGCUGCCUCCACGGGCUGAUGGUCGGAAACUUGUCCGGAAUGCUUCAUUCGGAGGAUACAAUGCACUUUCACCAGUCUUCCGAGGUUUGUUUUGUCUCACUUUUUAAUGUUCUCAUGAAAAUAUUUCUUGUAAAAGCUUCUACAAAAACUAGAUUUUUUUUUAAGAAAAGCAAUUUUCUAAGUUGAAAAAGCACCUGGAUUCACGUUGAAUAAAAUAAAAUGAGAUUUGGAAAUAAUGAUUCAUGGUUGGCAUGUGUUCUCGGGCAGCGCUUUCUUUAAGUUCAGCAUUAAGAACGGAGUGCUUCAUUGUAGAUUGCGUAUGAUUGUACGUGAUGAUGAUGAUAUUAUAUAAUGAGAAUGAUACUUGACUGAAUAUGGGUGGUGUCUUUCUUACCUGCAAUUUAAGAGAAUUUUCAACAUACUGGAAUCUACAACCAAAUGAUUUUCAAGUAAACGGAACAUGGCUUCUAAUUAGGUGCAGGUCCUUUUGAAAUCUGGAGUAGACAACAUAGCAGGACUUUUGACUGUUAGAAGUAAUCUUAAAAUGUAAAAUUUGAGGCCAUGUUAAUCAGUGUUGUGUCCUUUAAUCCUUACAUUCCUUAAUAAUGUAAAUAAUAACUUGGAAAUAUUCAUAAUGUUGUAUAUCUAGUUUGCAUUGGUUCUAAUGGACUUGAUCAGUCUUGAAAAUGCACAAUGGCAAGGUUACUGUAAAUGUGUGGGUUAGUACUACUGUAAAAAUUGAUUUAUUUAAGACAGUUGCAACCUUCAAGCUAAUUUCAUUUUAAUGUACCUAUUAGUUGUCUACCUCUUCUUUUGUGGUUAGUAGUUUCAACACAAACAUGAUGUGAAUCCCCUGGAAACUAAAAAUAAUGCUCCCUCUUUUCAUGUUUUUUUUGUGUAAGUAAUAAACGUUUAUACAACAGAACAAAGGACAAGCAGAUUUGCUGUACUUGUAUAACUGCAGCUUCAGUCACUUAUUGCAGAGUUCUGAGUGUAACCACAACAUUGCAUGUUUCCUUUUCAUAGUUUGGUUUUCAGGAUAUCUGAACCAAGCCAGUAAGUUGCAUAACAACUCUUGUAAGGAAGUAUGUUGUUAUUUUUACUGAGUUUUUGCCAUAACUUACUAAAAGUCCAGUUUGGCAUUUAGAGUGGUUUAAUACUCACAGAUGACAAAGUGAGAUGUAUGUGUGCUAGAUCUCAAAUGCAAGGCAGUGUAACUUAGGUACUGCAACCUUACCUUAAUUAUAGUCUUUUACAUGAAUUAUCUGGGCGAGGGAAACACAAUAUCUGUUAUUAUGAAUUUCAUGCUGUUAAAUAUGUCAGUAGUUGGCAUUUGAUUCAUAUUCCUUCUUUCUUUUUUAAAACCAGUUUAUAUGCGUGUAACUUGCUCACUGACUUUGUAUGAAGAGUAGAGCACCCUAGACAUUAAUUGUGGUGUCAUGAGCCCCAUUCUCUAGACAUAUCACAAGGUACAUGAAUGCUUGGAGCAGUAAGAUGUUGCGCACUGGCCCUUGCCCCUUGGCCCUACAAAUGUCCAAAGAAAGGCUGUGCAUGUAGAAGUUGCUGCCAAAUCUCAGUUAAUCCCAAAUUGUUCUAGGGAAUUUCCCAAGCUCCUGGUAAGUUUACCAGGAAGAUAACAUUUGCAGCUAAUACUUUCCUGAGGAAUUUCUGAUUAAGAUAAGUGAAUUCACUUGCUGCUUUGUGGUUACUCCGAUCUGCCUUUAUUAACACAAGGAGUAGAAACGGCUUGUUAGCACUACUCUCCUUACUUGGCUUUGCACAAGCUCUGCUUCAUUCUGUUUUAUGCUCCAUUGAUUAGUUCACAUCCCUGGAUGUGUGUGGUGGUAUGGUGUGAAUAUGAUAAUGCCUAAUCCUAGCGACUUACUCAAUCAUGAAUUUAUUAUUAGAUUCCACUUCCAUCUUAUUUUUCUGAUGCCUGAUGAGAAGGCUUUGCAUUGUUGGAACUGCUGUAACCUGGGGCUGGGCUGGCAAGCCAGUUCUCAUGUGGACUGAAACUCUCUGUGCUUAUCUAUGUUGUGCUACGUGCUACUAGUACUGUAGUUGGAUAUUUUCAUAUAACUGAGUAAUUGAGGUACCUCUGAAUGCCUGGAAGGUAAAAUACAAAUGUAUUAAAUUGGGACAGGGUUGAUAACUACCAACUUUGUAGGUUGGGAACAUAACCACUUUUGGACCCUAGGUCUCACACAACAUGGCUUUAAUAUUAAACAAAAAAAAUCCUAGUUGUAAAGGAAUUACAAAAACAUUUGGUGAACAAAUGGUGACAUAUACACCAUGUCCCUAAGUAUAUUUGGUCAGAGUUUUAAUAGCUUUGUCUUAUUUAGAAUUUCAACCUUAAUGGCAUAUGGGAUACACUGAUUUUUUUAAACCAUUUCAAUUUCUCUUCAAGGUUUUGACAGAGGGAAGGAUGAUGCCUCACAAAGUAAAGAUGAUUCUACACAAUCAAUGUCAAAAAGCAAGGUGAGCACCUUAACCUUCAGAGAGCAUAGUUCAGUUUGAUGCAUCUAAGUGAGCUUGGAUACGUAGUUGCAAUUAAUUUAAUCUUUUCCCCUACCUAUCUCAUUUGUGGCUUAUUUUAAAUAGUAAGGUGAAUUAUGUUUAUGUGUAAUCUUUGGUUAUAGCACAAAAGCAAGCACUAAUAUUUGUUUUUAAAGCCAGUUGUUCUUGGCUCCAGUGACAAGGUAGAAUCCACAAGUAAACCUGCAACUUAUGUGCAUUUCACUUGUGCACAUUCAGCUUUACAUGCAUGUCAAUUAAAAAAUAGAAAGGGGGUGGGGUUCUGGGGAAAAUGACUUUGGCAAUCCUCUCUGCCGUUGAAUCCAAUGAAUUUUGACUAUACGUGAUUUUGGUUUUAGGCGCAAUCCCCAGAACAUAGCCCCCAGGUAAGUUGCAGGUUCUACUGUACUACAUUCUAUAUGUUUUAUGGUGAGUGCAACUCACACUUGAACAAGAUACAAACUACCAAGCCAUAGAACCCUUCUCAGGGUUCAGGCUUGGUUUUUGGCUCCCAUCCAGACCACCCACUUAUCCCCACCCCACCCCAGGCACAAGUUCAGCUUCUGAACAGCUUCAUCUGCUUCUGUUGGAAAAGAUAUAGAGCAGAGUGCCUUGAUGAUGACUCAUCCAAAAUCCUUUGAUGAUGGCACCCAGUGACUUCACUUAGGUGUUAAACAGCAUGGAAGACAGAAUUGAUCCCCGCAAUAUAAUUGCCAUGGGAAGAAACAGAAAUCUCCAAGAGCGGUUCUCUAAGCUUGGCCCGUCAAAUAGGGACAGAACCACAGUAAUACACUGCCUCCAACUUCUGUUUAAUGGAGCCAGUCCAUGAGGAUACCAUGGUCAAUGGUAUGAAAAGCUGUUGAGAGAUCAAGGAGAAUCAACAAGGUUGGAGUUCUUCUCCUCAUACAAAUAAAAAGCCAAGGUUACCAAAGCUUUCAUUGUGCCAAAUCCAGGUUAAGAAAGUAUGUACUUUCGUAUGUGUACAUGUGACUGAGCUUGGUGGUUUAGAGCUUUUGUCUCAUUUUCUUGAGAUUGGUGGGUGUUUAUGUGUGUGCUCUCUCUCUUUCCCUCCCUCCCUCCCUCCCUUCCUCUGUCUGUCUCUGAAAACUUAGUAAAAUAGUUUUUUUGGGGGGUGGGUGGGAUAGCCUUAAUUUUAGCCAGCAGAUUUGGCUGGUUCCUGUGCAUCUCAGUAUUAAACAAUUUGUGUCAAUAAAACGUGUUUUGCUAUACAGGGUAACAAAUGCCUUGUAACUCAUCCAAAGUUUAUUUUUAGUCAGUACAAGAUGCUGAGACGUUCCUAAUGAGUUAACAUGGUUACAUUAUCAACCAAUGUUGAGUGAUGAUAGACUGCUAGAAUAGCUCUGCAACUCUGCAGGGUUCAUCUGUCAUUCUCAACCAGUUCCCCCUCCCCCAGGCUAUUGGGUGGCACAUGCAGAGAAACCAUUUUUAGAACUUUCAAGGCAGGAUAAAUAAAAGCCAUGUGAUGCCACAGCAGCAUGUUUAAUAAAGAAAUAUUUUCAGUGGUAAAGGCACUUAAGUGAGGUGAAGUUAUGGAUCUCUAGAAUUAGGGUGUUUUGGGGAAAGCAGGCUGUAAUAAUGUAUUUGAAUAACACCGAUAUAACAGAUUCAGGGAGCAGAUCUUAGUCUGGAGAAAUUCCAUGUUUUCCUUGAGGGGCCAGGGGGUAAGUAAGUGCGUAGGUGGCACUGGACAAGAAAAGCUAUUUGUGUUUGCAUGUGUAAAGCUCAGUGGACAAUGUCAAGUUUUUGACUCCUUUCCUCAAAUUGGGUUAUUGUUAAAUGAUAUGACAGAAGAAGCCAACGUUUUGAAGUACCACACGAAGGAUUCAUUUACAAGCUCUUUCUAUGCCUUGAUUAAAUGAAGCGACAUAAAGGGAGCAAGCAGCAAUCUGAAAAACUUGUAGCUUCUAUGUUUCGCUUGAAGUUUGACUGAACAGCAACUGCUCUAAUCCUUCAUUAAUUAUUUCCUUGUGUUAUGUAUAUUUUCAGUCAGAAUCUAAGCUUUAUAAUGGCUCUGAGAAGGACAUCACUGCCUCCUCCCCCAGCUCCUCUACUACCAAGCUCACAAAGAAGGAGUCUCUUAAGGUGAGUUGCUUUCCAGAAUAGAAAACCUACCAUCUCCAGCCUUUUGGCUAUAGAAUACGACACCUCUCAGUGGCCUCAGAAGAUAAAUGUGAGAUACACAAUAACUUUAAAGAAAUGCUAGAACAUUCCAAGAUGUGCUGCUGUUUCUUCAACCAAUGUCGUAAUUUUCUCCAGAAUUCACUGUGUUUUUCUAGCCUGAACAUAGCCCUCUAGUUCUAGAGUGUGGGAGAGGACACAUAAGAAGCUAAAUUACUUUUUACCCUCUGCAGGUCUGGUUCUCAUUGAGUUUGUAAACCUGUCAAUGGGCUCACUUUCAUGCAGGUAUUAUUCAGCCUUAUUAACUCCCACCUGCGGUCUAAAAUGGUGUAGCCCAGACAUGACUUCAUCACCUUUGUAAAAACUAGGCUACAGAUAAAGUAUAUAUGGUGUGCUGGUUGCUGCUGCUAGGGAUGCACAGAAGCUGUCCACCACUUUGAAUGUGGCAUGACUUGUUUCUGCUGGAAAUAUUAAAUGUGUUACCAGCCCAUUACUACUUUGCUGAGUGAAAAACGUUCCAUGGGUUCCACCCCACUGCCUCUCAUAUUAUUUUACUUAUUUAUUAUAUAACAUAUUUAUAUCCUGCCAAGUUGAAAUUCAAGGCGGCUUACAACAUUUAAAAACACCAGUCAUAGAAUAAAGAAUAAUAAAAACAAACUGCUUAAAAAACAAUACUUAAAAUGCACCACUAUAUAUCUAAAACCAGCAAUUAAAAUUUGAACUGGCAGCAGCAGCCCAGUCAUCAGCAUCGUCCGCAUCUUAGUUUCCAAAUGCAUAAAGCCUUUACUGCAAAAGUAAAUUGUUGCUUCCUUGCCUGUACAGAAGCAGGAGCCAAGCCAAGCCAAACUGAUCGUAUCAGGAAGAAGAAACUUUGUUUGCUGAUUCUCUGUCCACAGCACUGCUGAGGACCAAAGAUUCCAAUAAACAAGCAAAUAAGAUCCAUGAGGCUCUUGCUAGGCAGAGUAGAGACUCUAAUGUCGUGCUUAGCCUGAUAAUAUGCUGGGUGUCUAUUCUGCCAUGUGGAUCUUAUGAGGGGGAAAGAAACAUUGUUUGCUUAUCAGAUCAGCCAGGAAGCUGGGUCUCUGUUCUGCCUAGCAAGAGGUGAGGUGUGUGCCUUAAACCAACCUGCAUAACAAAAGCAAGAGCAAAGCCACGUGGAUAUUUGCUGAUCAGAAUCUCCCUGCCUUGGCAGGGAAGCUUAUUGCUAUGCUGGGUCUGUCUUGCGCCUUACAGAUUGUGCAGGCAGAAAGCAGCUUUUACUUCAAAGUAAAGCCUUUUACUCUGCAACGCCAGCUGGGAGGCGGCAUGGGCUUAUGCCUUGCAAAUUGGGCAGGCGAAAAACCUGGCCAUUUACUUUGCAGUAAAGUGUUGCUUCCUGCCUGCAAGCUGGGCAGUGCAUUCUCAAUAUAUUAUAGGGUAAAAAAAUAUGAAACAUUUUUUGCGGUCUGGAGUUCAUAGCAGUAAGAGACAAAAUAUCAAUAUAUCAUAACCCACCCCUACUUCAAGUCUCCAGAUGUUGCUGAACUCCCAUCAUCCCUGACCACUGGCCAUGCUGGCUGGGGCUGAUGGGGGCUGAUGGGAGUUAAUAUCUGAAGGGUCUCAGGUUCCCCAUUCCUGCUUUAUAUGAAAUUGGUUUGAAGGCAAUAUUAUGUAAUGCCACUUCUUCUGAUAGAUAAACAGCUGUCCUAAAACUGUUUCGUUUUCUUCAUACUACUAUGGAUUGAACUAAGCAUGUUGCAGUUUGUUUUGACCUUUGCAUUUAUGGCUCCACGACUUCCAUUUUCUUAAAUUUCUUACCCUCUGAAUUUAUUGUUCGUUCAUUAUUUACAGGUUCAAAAGAAAAAUUACAGGGAAGAGAAGAAAAGAGCCACAAAAGAACUACUUAGCACAAUCACAGACCCAUCAGUCAUUGUUAUGGCUGACUGGCUGAAGGUCAGGAAUUAUGUAUAAUAUUGAGUGAAAGUUGUAGCUGUUGUUUAUUUCUCAGAAUGUAAAAGAAUUCAGAUCCUAGUUGGUUGCUGAUUGAUGUUUACCACUAGGAAAAACUCCAUUAAUUAUAUCCCAGAGGCUCAGUACUUGAUGCAUAGGGAACCAACGGGGACACCUUGCCACUGCUUUACAGUGGUUGCCAUGGCUACAUCUGUCUGCAGUGACUAAUUGAAUUGGUGAUCACUUUAUAUUCAAUACAAUGUGAAUUAUGAGUGAUUCCUCUGGAAACAGGAAACUGUUACUUUAAAACAGAUUCCUUCUUGCAGACUCACCAAGCCACAUUUCAUACAUGAUAGCCUAAAGCUCUGGGAGUUUCAAAUGUGUGAAUUUCAAUGAUGAUAUGAAUAGCUCCAGGAAGAGGACGUAAAAGUAGCAUGGGUAUCAAAUAAUCUAAGCUGCUUAAUGUCAGUGUGUUUCUUGCACGUCACAGGAGAAUUAAAUUACUUCUGCUGAUCAAUAAAAUAUUCCACCUGAACUUGUUGUUUGUACCUUGUUUUCCUGUAUUGGCUAAAGUGUAAGGGCUGUUAACAUACUACUUUUUUUCAUUGAUUGAUUACAUUUGUAUCCUGCUCUUCUCAAAGGCAAUGUUUUAUCCUCACAAACCCAUGAAAGUUAAAUUAGGUUGAGAGAGUGUGAUUUGUUCAAGGCUACAAAGUGAUCUUCGUUUCUGAUUAGGGAUUUGAACUUGCAUUUCAUAUUUCAAGUACAUUCCCUAACCAGUAGGUUCUACUGGUGUCAGUUGAGACAUAUUCUGCAGGCAUGGGAAUCAUCCCAAGUUUCUGUAUUUAUUUACAUAUGUAAAAUAACGUCUGACAUAGUAAAUUAGUUUUCAUUUUAAAGGAAUACUGUCUGCAUGGUGCAGUUGAUAUCCUUUGGUAAUUUGAUUUACUAGUUACACUCAAUUACCAGUAUACAAACAUUAAGAUGUGUUGUGCCUAUAAGUAUUUGUGUGAGAUUUGAAUAACUCUUCUUCAUUUUGCAAUUCUGAACUGGUUGUGUAUAUUGUAAGAAGGGUCUUACUGCUUGGCCAGGAGGGAUUGGGACUGAAAUGUACUUAAAAUGUACUUACAAUUAAAAGUCUCUUUUUUCUGUUAAGAUUCGAGGUACACUGAAAAGCUGGACCAAACUUUGGUGUGUGUUGAAACCUGGAGUACUGCUUAUUUACAAAACUCCCAAAAACGGCCAGUGGGUGGGAACAGUACUUCUGAACGCUUGUGAACUCAUUGAGCGGCCUUCAAAAAAGGAUGGAUUUUGUUUCAAACUUUUCCAUCCUUUGGAGCAAUCCAUCUGGGCUGUUAAGGUAAGUGAAUAUGUAUUCUUAAUGCAGGUGGCGUUGAAUAGAACAUUACACCAAUGACACAUUAAACCUAUCUGCAUUCUUAAAUAUUAAUGAUCUCAGUGUGCUUUCAGUUGUCAGCUCAGCUAUCCCUUUGCUAAAUUUGCUUGAUUUUCUGACAUACCAAAGCCCUGAGCAGUGUGGUUGCAUUGGAGAAGUAUUGGCCCUCUGCAUAAUCCUGUGUGGUCUUUAUUGUGAAAGCAGCCACUAAUCAUAAUCUUUGCCCAUACAAAAUGUGCACAGUAAUGCUGUGUAACAGCGCCUGAAUCCCUAAUGGUACCUAUUUUAUUAUCUUGUAGGCAUUAGGAUAAUAUUUUUUCAUUCUCUCAGGCUUUUUAAUGAUUUGUGCUUUAAAAUCGUAUUGGGAAGAUUCUCUUUUAAAACAUCAAAAAUUGCCACAUUUUUACUUUGCUGUUUUAAGUUCCUGUUUGUUACUUUUUAUUGGUCUUAUGUAUAUUUGUAUUGUUUUACUUAAUAUUACAUUGUAAACUUACUGGGCUUACCAAGAGAUUAUAUAAGAUAGGGUGGAUCCAACAGGAGGAUAGAAGAUUGCACCUGGAGAGGACAAAGUGCCUCCAUACCCCACCUAGAGUCCACUUAAAAAUGGGUUAGCAGCAGAAAUCAGCCCUGGAUAUUAGGAACAAAGGCAUCACCUGAAUUACAUGUACCUCCAUCCCCAAGAUAACCAAAAAGGGCCCAAUCCAUUUGUGGAUGGAUCUCUUGUGAGAAUCCAUAAUUAUACUUAAUGAUGUUUGGAUCUCUUGAUACACAAGGCAGUAUAACUUCUAUGCCUUUUGGCUCUGCUACUGAAUAUUCUGGAUACUAACCAGUAAGCCCAACCAAAAUGUCUGGGCAGUUGGAUGGGGCAGCUCCCUUAUGAGGAAAGGUUGUGACUUCUUCACACAGCGUAUCGUUAACUAUGGAACUCGCUUCUACAGGAGGAAGUGAUGGUCAUCAAUUUAGAUGGUUUUUAAUGAAGAUUAAAUAAAUAAAUUGAGGAGAAGGCUGUCAACAGCUACUGGCCAUGAUGGCUGUGUUCCACCUCCACUGCCAGACGCAGCAGUUGUUGGGAGUCGCAGGUGGGGCAAGCUCAGGUCCUGCCUGUGUGCUCCCCACAGGCAGCUGGAUUACCACUUUGAGAACAGGAUACUGGAUUAGAUGGCCAUUGACCUGAUCUAUUAGACUCUUCUUAUGUGCUAAGUUGUCGUGUCCUCUGUCCACCCCCUCCUGUUUAUCUACACACAUUUGGGAGUCCAUGAGCUUCAAAUGAGGAUCAUUCCAACUCUCCAGACCGAAAUGUGUGACGUUUUUCUUGUAGCUGAGCUACCUUCCAAUUUCUCAACAGUGAUUGAAGAAAGGAAGCGUACAGAUGGUGUUGGCUGUGCCUUUCUUCUUUGCCAGCUGCAUGUUCUACUUAAAUGUAUUCUUGCUGUCAUUUCCUUCUUGCUUCCCACCCCAACAUGAAUGAGUAAUCAGAGUUUUUAAUGCCACCAAUAUUUUGGCCUCUACAAUGUUUUUUUCUUAAAAAAAUAAUAAUACAGGAGUGAGUGGGAGAAGCACCUGGAAAUUUUAGUUUUAAAGAUCUUUUAAGAGGAGGGGGAUCCAAAAUAUGGAUAUUUUUUAAAUUAAUCUGAAGAGCAGAUUCCAGUGAAGUAUGACCAUUGGUCACAUAGAGUUAUUGCAAUAGCAAUUGCUGAUUGACAGAGAAUCCUUGAUAUUUCAUUAAAAUUGUGCCUUCAAAUUAAUCUAAAACUCUUGCAUCUAUAUUGUUUGUAUUUUAAGGGUCCUAAAGGUGAAGCUGUUGGAUCCAUAACACAACCAUUACCCAGCAGCUACUUGAUCAUCCGAGCAGCUUCAGAAUCAGAUGGUAAAUAAAAGCACAUUCUGUCAAUAACAUUUUCUGUGAAGGCAAUACAGUAUAUCCUAAUGUGAUUAAACAGUUUCAGGAAAUAUUUUUUUACCAGCAACACCAUGUGUAGCCCAGAUGUUUUUUGUCCCCAGAUUUCUUUUUCUCAAAAUAUUCACAGUAGGAUAAAUGUGGAUUAAAAAAUAUGAAAACCAGAGCUUGGUAAUACAAAGAUAGUGCAAUAUAGGUACAGCUUCCCUGCAGAAGACUUCAGGCUUAUAAGACUUAAUAAGGCACAGCUGGUCCAAUGUACAUGACUCAUUGAUUCUGUGGCUAUAUAUUCAGACUCCUGCCUGUACAAUGAGACUUCCUCUUCCCCGCCUCUGCUCCAUAGGGUUUUUUGGGGGGGAGGGGAACCUUGAGAACAGAUUGGGGGGAUGUGCAGAAAGAGAAGAGGGAGAGGAACUCCUUGUGCUAACAGGGGAAGACUUUUUUGGAUGUAGACCGAAGUGCAGUGCCUCCCCCCCCCCCUCAGUAUAUCAGAAGCUACUAGUGCUGCAGUCCCAAGCAUACGUGAAUAAAAACAUGUCCUAUUGAAGUAAAUGAGACUUAACCAAAAAUAUAGUUGGAAUCUGGCUAUGUGUUGAAAGAGCACAGAUAAUCAUUUCUGGUCUUAAGAGGUCAGAUAUAAAAUCCUAGUUCUGUGCUUUAGAGGUACAUCCAAAUGAAAUGCAGAUCUAGUAUACAGUUCAAAUGGUGAACUCAGUAACACGGGGUAUUAUACUAACCAAAAAUAUGUAUUUUUAGGUAGGUGUUGGAUGGAUGCAUUGGAGCUGGCUUUGAAGUGUUCAGGUUUGCUCAAGCGCACAAUGAUUAGAGAAGGUAAAGAACAUGAAGUGACCUUAACAGAUGGUGCACACGUGUCUUUCUAUGGUCUGCUACGUGCAAACAACGUGCAUAGUAGUGAAAGCUUCCCGUAAGUUGUUCAGAUGUAUAACCUUUAUUGUGGUGGGGGUGGGGGGUCAUGAAUCCUGUUCCAAGGUUAAAUUCUUACUGUCGUUUAAAUAGUUUUCCAAUGUUUUCUUUUAUUGGUCCUUUUAUUGGUUACUUUUUUCACUGUCUUGGCAAAACUGCUGCUUGCUAUACUUACUGAAAAUAUCACUAGAAUUUUUAAAUAAGCACACAAAAGGCACAUGGUAUGAAAAUAAUGGUAUCUAAAAGUAACUUUUUAUUUUCUUUAUAUAUUCACAUGUUAACCUGUUGAGUACAGAUAUGCUUAAGGAUGCAAUUGUGUUCAUAUAUGUGCUAGUUUAUGGUUGUGGAAGGACAUAAGAUGCAGGGAAGAGACGUUUUCAUCCUUCCCUUUUUCUUUUAUACCACCCGCCUCAUAUUCUUCUCAUAGGCUGGUGGAGACCUAUCCUAGAGGGCAGUGUUCGAAACUCCCGUUAUUCUGGGCACAUUUCGUAAUGGGGAAGUUCAUUAAUGCACAAGCAGUUUCUGAGCUCUGGGUGCAGUACUGCACCUAAGAUUUCGGAUUAAAACUGCAGAGUGAAAGGAAAGGAGGACCUUUUCCUGCCUCUCCACUUCCAGCUACUCUCUGAAGACUGGAGAAGAGACCAUCUUAAGAAUAUUAGGGGCAGGGGAUGGACUAGACCAUGUGAAAUAUGAACAUAAUAUUUUAGCUGCAGUUCAUUCAUUUUCAGCUUUAUAUUGUUAUUAAAAAAAUUGUGUCUAGACAUUCCAUUAUUGUGCCCAUAAGCUAGGUUUAAGGUGCUUCCAUAUCUCGGUUUCUAACACUGCUAGAGGGUCCCUGUAGACAAGGUAAAUGGCAAAUAAAUGACUUAAAAGCCGCCUCCGGCCCUGCACCCUUCAUCAAUGUUACAAUUCUUUUUUAUUGUUCCCUGCUAACACAAUAAUGUUUUCCUUAAAAAAAGAAAAGUUCCUGUAGGAACAAAACAAUUAUCAAUAUUAUAGAGCUGAUUUGUAGGGGGACCUGGGAAAUGGAAUUUCCCGACCAUAUCUACCAUACCUUGAGGCUAUACAGGUAGCCCCCAGUUUACGCGGGGGUAACGUUCCGAGGCAUCACACAUGUUGGUGAAAUCGUGUAUAUUUGAAAGCCAUUGGAAAAGCCUACAAACACCCCAUUCUGCCCCCUCUCUGCUUUUUUAGUGACAUUUCAGUGAUGUCUUUAUGAGGUUUCCUGGUCACUUCCAGAUACACAGUUGCACACAUAUUGAACACACAUAAAUGGGGAGCUGCCUGUAAUCUUCUCCCUCCCAAACACAUUUAAAUAGCUAAGAACCACCAGUUCUGGAAUAGGGCUUGCGCCUGUAGUAUACAUUCAUUAUGAAAUGGAACUGGUUUGCCAUUGUUUUGCCAGAAGUUAUGAAACAGCUACAAAUAGAAACUGUUGCCACACACCUACUACUUCUCUUCAGCUCACUUGUUAUGUUUCAGUCACUCAAUACAACUGCAGGAGCAACAAACUACAGAGUGGUGAUUGGUUGAGUUAGCUGUGAGUCACAAUGCUGGUACUUACCAGUGGCUUGAACUGCUAAAAGACCCCACACUGUGACUGUAGCACUCAAUUCAAAGAUAAAUUAUUGCAAUGAUUUCUUUAAUUACAGUGUUGUAGCUGUACAAACAUUUCUGUAUUAACUCAUAUUGAUGUAUUUUGCAAGAAAAGCCAUAUAUUUUAAUACUAAAAUGUUAUCUACAAUUUUAAUUGGCAAGCUUAGUACAUUCUUAAUUUGAUCACUACCUAUGUAUGUGUAAAUGUAUUUUAAACAGCUAAAAUGGAAAGUGUGGAUUGUUUCUCUGAGUCUAUGGGGUAAGGUCUGUUAUAAAACCUAAGGAAAAACAUACAAUUGCAGUCUAAGCUGUAGUAAUUGCAGUUCUUUUUAUAAGCAUAGUUACUUGGUUAGUGAUAAAGUAUUGGUGCUAUAGUAUAAACAGAGGUAAAACCAUAUGAAAAAGGUUAGGAAUUGAAGUUGCAUAAAUUAAAACUUAGGAUAGAUCCCAGCCAGAUGUAAGUGUUCCUAUGUCCCACUCAUUUAAAUAUGCUUUUAAUUUUUCCAUUAAGUGAGACUGAAAAGUGCUUAAAUUUGACUUUAUUGUGCCUAAUGUUUACUGAACUGACCACUCAAAAGCCAUAAGUUGAGUUGAGUUGCUAAAUUGUAUAAAGGAUUGAAACCUAUCUCUUCUUUUUUUAGGCUAAAUGAUAGUGAAAUGGAAAGGCAUCACUUCAAAGAUCCAGAUCUGUAUUCUGAUAAAUCAGAUAGGGAAAAUGAUCAUGAUCGCGAUGAAUCGGAUAAUGAUGGCUUGGGAGAAAGUGACACUGACACAUCUGAGCGGCAGGAUGACUCAUACAUUGACCCUGAACCUGAUCAUAUCAAGGAAACAACGUAUUUGGAAGAAGUUCAUGAAGAGCUUGGAGAGGUUAAAAAAAAAAGUGUUUUUAUGCAGUAGUAAUGUUUUGGUUUUAAGGUUUUGAAACUAAAAUUGUACCUUGGAAAGGCAGUCAGUUUGGCAACAUUUGAAUUGCAAAAUGGUUUCCUUUGCCUUUUUAACACGCACUUUCUUGUCUAAUGUCCCUCUAGCUGUAGCUCAAUUUUCAGACCAUUGGUAGAUUAAUUGCUUUGGUUGCUUAAUUUUUAAAGCAUAUCUAAGCAUAAGAGGCCACCAUAAAAAGCAAAAGAAACUGGUAGGAUUUGGCCAAGGGACUAUGGCUGGCUAAAAUUGAUGCAGAUUUAGAAAUAACUUGACAAAUCAAAACACUAAGAGCCAGCCAUUCACCUGAGCCGACCCAAAGGUAAACAGAGAUUAUUCUAGAUUGACAGCUGAUAAGAGCAGCGAAGACAUGCCCAAGGGCAUUAAUCAAGGUAAAACAGAAAUUUUGAAUCUCAUGGUUGAGUUGGAAGUUGUAGUGUGUUGCACGUUAUCUAGCCUUGGUUUGAUAAAUAGCUGUUCGGUGUUUUUUAAAAAAUAGUUCACGUUUCCCAAGUGCAGCAUGUGAAUUGCUUCACAUGUUAUAUUUUGGCCCUUGCUCAUUCAGGGUUGCAGGCUCCGGGUUUUAAUUUAAAAAAACAAAACUGCUUAGGAAUAAAUUGCCCAAAGUUGAGUCAAUUGGAGUGCUUUCUCUUAAGUUGUCCUUUGCAGCAUUAUGUAUUUUUGAUGGGUGGGUAAAGCAAGUUUACUAACAAACAUGGGCUCUGACCAAUGCAAAAUAAAUAUGAAUUCACCCCACGUCAUAGAGAAGGCAUUGGCAGUUUUGAACCACAGUGACUGAAACCAAAUACUUUCUGCAAAUGUGCUCUUUCAAUUAGUAUCAUGUUUAUGUUCUAUUCUGCUUUGUUGUUGUUGAAGGCAGGAGAAGCUUCCCAAACAGAAACAGUAUCAGAAGAGAACAAAAGCUUGAUAUGGACAUUACUAAAACAAGUACGCCCAGGAAUGGACCUCUCCAAGGUGGUGCUGCCCACGUUUAUUUUGGAAACUCGUUCUUUCUUGGAUAAACUCUCUGAUUACUACUAUCAUGCAGACUUCUUAUCUGAGUGAGUUGAUUUCAUUCCUCUACAAUAAAAACUAACUUGAUGUAUCCGCUCAGUAUUUUGUUUUCAGAAGCAUUUUUUUAACAUUGCUUUCUUAAUAAGUUGUAAAACAUGUCAGGCCUGCAAUAAAUCAUACUAAUGCCCCUGGAAUUUUCCCAUCUUUUGUGGGGCUUACCUUUAAAGUCCUAAGCACCUUGGGAUUCAUGUACCUGAGGGAGUGUCUGUUCCCACACCAACCUGUCCAUGUCUUGAGAGCACCAAGAAAGGUGCUGAUCCAAGUACUGCCUUUAGUUAGGGGUUCGUUAUGGUUUUUACAAGGUGUUGUUGUUGUUUAGUCGUUUAGUCGUGUCCGACUCUUCGUGACCCCAUGGACCAGAGCACGCCAGGCACGCCUGUCUUCCACUGCCUCCGCAGUUUGGUCAAACUCAUGCUGGUAGCUUCGAGAACACUAUCCAACCAUCUCGUCCUCUGUCGUCCCCUUCUCCUUGUGCCCUCCAUCUUUCCCAACAUCAGGGUCUUUUCCAGAGAGUCUUCUCUUCUCAUGAGGUGGCCAAAGUAUUGGAUCCUCAACUUCGCGAUCUGUCCUUCCAGUGAGCACUCAGGGCUGAUUUCCUUCAGAAUGGAUAGGUUUGAUCUUCUUGCAGUCCAUGGGACUCUCAAGAGUCUCCUCCAGCACCAUAAUUCAAAAGCAUCAAUUCUUUGGCGAUCAGCCUACUUUAUGGUCCAGCUGUCUCUUCCAUACAUAACUACUGGGAAAACCAUAGCUUUUACUAUACGGACCUUUCUUGGCAAGGUGAUGUCUCUACUUUUUUUUUUUUACUUUUUUUUUUUUUACAAGGUAGAGGGCCUUUUAUGCUUUAGACUUUGCCCCGACUUUAGAAUUUCUUUCUAAAGAACUUCACACAGCAAGUUUUUCAGUGUUUUGAGAAGGCUUUCUUAUUUGCUCAGGCAUUUUAGCGGUGUUAUUAUUUCUAGUUUGUACAGGAGAUUUUUUUUUAGUUUUAACUUGUUUUGUCUUCUGCCUUCUUAUAUAUAUUUACUGGCUUUAAUUGUAUUUCCAUCUUGCAUUUGAAUUAGUUCUUAUUCAUAUUUUUGUACACUGUUCUUUAUUGUCUACAGACAAGAUCUGCUUUUUACUCUAUCCACAUAUUAAUAGUUUUGAAAUUUUAUUGUACAUUGUUAUUUAAUUAAAAUAAAGACUGUGUCCAAAAAAGUACUUAAAUUUGCCUAACAAAUCUUGUUUUCUAGAGCUGCCCUUGAAGAGAAUGCUUACAAUCGUAUGAAACAAGUUGUGAAAUGGUAUUUGUCAGGAUUCUACAAAAAGCCAAAGGUAACACUUUCCGAACACUUUUUGUGGUAGCUAAUCCCUUCCCCUUUCACUCUUUUUCCUUGCCCCCACCCCCAUACACUUUGGUGCAGAUCAAAAUUUGUCUAUAUACUCAUGUAGGAUAUUUCUGGAUACUAGUAUAAUAAGCCUGUAGGAUGGUAGGGUGGUGGCUUUAAUCAUGGUGUUUGUUGGUUAUAUCUGUAGCUGGCAGGGUGGGUUAAAGAGGGCUCUUUUCUGCCACUUCACCUUCCUGAAUUAAAAUUGUAAUUUAAAUUAAUUUAAUUUAAUUUAAUUUAAUUAUAAAGGUCUUCUGUGACCAUGAACACUUUGGGCCAUGACCAUGCUCACUAUACCAUGUGGCUUCUGGAGGGUGGGCCAUUGAUCAGUUUUACCCUCAGCCCCAAAAUAGUGACAGCUGUUGUGGGAGCUUAAGGGUGAGAAUAAUGGUUGUGCAGUGUAAAAUCUAGCACAAUAGUUGUGUUAGCAGUAGCUUGUUGUGCAGCAAGUUGUACAUCAGAAAGUAUCAGGGCUUCAGCAGUCUGUUGCACAACUACCUGUGAGAACCAUCCUGGUUUUCUAUCCUCCUGCGCAAACCAUUCUGCUAGCACAACUAAUACACAGCAAUCAGUACAUAUAGUCCUCUAUGUUAAGAAAGGCAUACUUUUUACACAUUAUUUUUUCUCCCUAAACACACGUAAUCAGUCAUCUCUGUGUCUGGUUGACUGACUCCUCAGACACCAAAUAGCAGCUAUGGCAAAGGUCCCUGUGAAAGACAUGCCAUGAAGCUCACUGGUGACCUUGGGCCAGCCACAGUGUCUCAGCCUAAUCUACCUCACAGGGAUGUUGUGAUAAUAAUAUGGGGAGAGGGAGAACCAUGCACACCACUUCGAGCUCCUUGGAGGAAAUGUGGAUUAAAAAUGCAGUCAGUCAAAUACUUAACUAGUAUGUGGUCAAAUAAACACACAGUGCUGCCCCUUCUGCUUUUGAUGUGAGCACUGUGGUAAGGGUAAAGGGACCCCUGACCAUUAGGUCCGGUCGUGACCAACUCUGGGGUUGCAGCGCUCAUCUCGCUUUAUUGGCCGGCGUACAGCUUCCGGGUCAUGUGGCCAGCAUGACUAAGCCGCUUCUGGCGAACCAGAGCACUGCACGGAAACGCCGUUUACCUUCCUGCCAGAGCGGUACCUAUUUAUCUACUCGCACUUUGACGUACUUUUGAACUGCUAGGUUGGCAGGAGCAGGGACCGAGCAACGGGAGCUCACCCCGUCACAGGGAUUCGAACCGCCGACCUUCUGACCAGCAAGUCCUAGGCUCUGUGGUUUAACCCACAGGGCCACCCGCGUCCUACAGUGCAAAGUUGGCAGGCAAUGUUGUCUAGUGAUUUGACUACUGGAGUGGUUUAAUAAAAUGUAAUGUGAGUCACAGAAAUACAUUUCCAUAGUUGCUGUGCCUCUAUAUGCCCUACAAAUAUGAAAUUUACCAUAGCUUAUCCUGAGAGAGCAUGUCACCAUAGGGCUUUCCUUUAAAUACUUACGAACUGAAAACUAUUAGGCCCGUCUUUUUUCAGUUGGAAUGUAUUUUCUUAGCAAAAAUUGUCUCUCUUUUCAGGGACUUAAAAAACCCUACAACCCUAUCCUCGGUGAGACCUUCCGUUGUUUGUGGGUUCAUCCAAGAACAAAUAGCAAGACUUAUUAUAUAGCUGAACAGGUAUUACCAAAGAUGUAACAAACAUGGUUUUUUAAUAACUACCAGCAUUUCUUCACGUUUUGUAUUUCUUUACAGUGUCAUCAAAUAAAUGAAGAUGACCAGAGGAGAGCUUGGCAUAAUAGAACCAAAACACUUCUAUUUUAGCAUGUUUCAUUUUUCCUUCUUUCCUUUCCUGUUUUAGGGAUAUCAGGUAGAUUAUGGUUCUUACUAUUUUAGGCCUAGGGCUCUUUCUUAUGUUGAAGGAAACACCAAAAGUACAAGUGAUUGGUUUUUCUUCAGAUUGUAUAAAUCUUUCAUACAAUGGUGUACAGGACUACAAUUUUUAUGGUAGAAGAGCCAUCAGACUUGGGAUAUACAUCAAACAUAUUUUCCAAAAGAAUCUUCACAGAUUAGACAGAUUCCAUUGCUGAUGGCAUUGAUUCCAAAAUACUCCAUGUGACACUGUGGAUAUCUCCUUCAAAUGUCAGCAGGAAUCUCUCAGUCAAUGUUAUGCCAAGCCUUUGUCAGGAGUUCAGCCUACACUUGAGUAGGACCCUGGCAGAGAACAUGCCCGACUGGCAUGUUCCCUCCCUCCUGGUCGAUUGUUCGGGAGCUUCAAAAGCUUUCUUCUGCCCGAACAUCACAGCAACCGAUGCCAACCGGCACACUUAGGGAUCCGCAGAGUUUGUGCAUCCUGCAUGUGACAGACCUCAGCAACUCAGCAUGUUGGCUAAUCUACUUUAUUUACAUAUAAACACACACGGAACACUGCACGGCUCCCUCUCUCUCUGGCAUCAGACAGCAAAGAGGAAAAACAAAGGACAUUAGUCCCACUUCACGGAACACAAUACACAAACAUCCUGUCUCCAUCACUUCCCACUCUGUGGAGUCAAAACAUAUACCGUCAUGUGAAAGACAAAAAUCCCAUGACUGCAAUCAUGGAGCUGGGAAUUCUGACAAAAUUUGAGGUUCUUUCUGAUACGCUAGGUGAUGUUUCGAAACCUGUAAACUUGUUUCACAAAGUUUGAUAAUCUGAAGGCAAGCGUUGUGGUGAUAAUGUGUCUGUAUGUAGGACAUGCACAAUCAACUCACGAGAACUGACUUGUGAAGUUUGAGAACGGUUCUCUAUAUUUGGAUACGACUUGUUUGUACUUCCCACCUUAAUUAAGAAUAAAAUGUUACAGUUCUCAAAUUUUCUAGCCCAUGUGUAAAUAUUCUUUUGGGAUAUAUGUUUGAGUAUCUCAAGUUUGAUGGGUUCUCCACAACAGAGUAGAGUUUGAGUGGAAUGCUAAUUUAAGGGCAAAAUAAUAAGUAAUUGUUAAGAAAAGAUGGUGGCUCUGUCUAGUAGUAAAACUGGUGCCUGAAAUGCAAUAGUGAGAUUUGUGCAUGUGUAUCUCAGUUCAACUCACUUGUAACUAUUACUUUCUCUUUAACAAUCAGCCAAUUAUCAGCAGUCAUAACUACUGCAGGUUUCUGGGUAGUUCAUUAGUUUAAUUAUGUUGAUGUCAUGUUUUUGCACACGUAUCUUCAAUAAUACUUGGUGUGUAGCUGCAUAUUUGGUGAAUUACAUCCACUUGCUUAGUGAAUAGGAUUCCAAAUUAUAAUUCUUCUGCACCCUUUGCUUGUUGCCACAGAUUUUCACAGCAACUCACCUGCUUAUAUUGAAUUAUGUUGCUUUCAACAGGUAUCUCAUCAUCCUCCAAUAUCUGCCUUCUAUGUAAGCAAUCGAAAGGAUGGAUUUUGCCUUAGUGGUAAUAUCUUGGCCAAAUCCAAAUUUUAUGGUAAGAUAUUGGGUUAUUUUUUUAAGUGUCUACAAAAAUGUGCCUAUUUUUGAUGAUGAAAGUGUGUUAAAUAAUAAUAAUUUGAUGAAUGCAGUGAUAAAAUUGAAUUGAAAUAGCUUUCUCUCCACAAAAAAGAGUGCCAUAGUUCUUUUAAAUUAAUAUUAGUCUACAGAAUUUUCUGUGACGACACUAUUUAGUCUUGUAAAUCUUCUGUACACUCUCUGGAUGUGCUUCUUUGAAUCUUAACAUUUUAUUGUUUUUCAGGAAAUUCAUUAUCUGCCAUUCUGGAUGGUGAAGGACGGCUGCUGUUCCUAAACAGAGGAGAGGAAUAUGUAAUGACCAUGCCAUAUGCACAUUGUAAAGGUAAAAAUACCAGUUUGGCCAAUCCAACCUACUUACUAUCCAUUCUUGUUACAAGUGCUUUCCCUGCCUUCUGGCAAGCACAGAUAGCUUGAGAAUGAGACAAAGUCUGGGCCGACUUGUAUGGAGGUGUGAUUAAGUGAAGAAACUGGAGAAGAAAUGACUACUGUUUCUUCGUUUCCUCAUAACCAUAACUCAGGGAGAAAAAUGAUUGCUAAAAAAUAACUGUUGCUUGUUUUGGCCCGUGAGAAAUCAUGGACUAGAGUAUGACCCAAUUUUCACACAAAAAAUCAUUUGUUUUUGUGGGAAUUUGGUCCUUCCCUAAUUUGGCAGACACAUUCUGUCUGCAAAAAUCCUUCAAUAAAUAUUUAGUUGUGCUGCACAAAGGCCACUUCUUCAUUCAGCGGUGUUCUUUAUUUCAUGUAAGAUUGAAUAAUGGGGUAUACAUGAUAGAUGGAACUUAAAAUAUGCUAAAACCCUCCUACUCAAUGCAAAAGUGAGCCCUCUCUGUGAAAAAACAGUCCAGAUAGUUUGCAUCAUUUCUAAAAGAAGAUUAGGGUUGUGAGUCUGCAAGGGGAGAGAAAUUGAUAGCUGUAGGUCAUACUGAGCUUUGCACAGCGCUGGGACAUUUGAAGGACAUUCUCUGUAUACCUAAGAACAGGACAAUGAAGGACACAGUGCUACAUACAGUGAAUGAUAGCAAACAUUGGUCACACUCAAAGCAGACUCAUUAAAAUCAGCAGAGUUACUCCGUAUAUGGUGCUGUUGGUUAUCACACAGUAGUUAUGCAUAUUUGAACUUAAAAACAAUUUGAAUUUCUGCAGUGAAGAUAAAGCAGUAGAAUAAAUAAUGUUUUCUAAAUAAUUACUUCCAAUAAGUAAUGUCUUCCGGUGAGGAUUUUAGUAUUUUUGAAUUUAACCAGCUGAAGAUUUCUGCUGACUUUGUUUCUUGUUUGAGGGCUUAUGAGCCUUUGAUAGACAGUGGCUUUUUAAAGAAAAGGAUUAGCCAUAUUGGUGAAUUUUUCCUCUUGUUAUUCAUCUUGCCAUCAGUUAAUUCUUCUUGGAAUGUAACAAAAGGCAUGGGCUUUAAUAUACCAUCUUUCAUUAUACUGUAGGUAGAAAUGGAAGUACAAAAUGGAGGUAACUUUGUAACAGAAUUAGAAUUAAAAUGAGUUCUUUCUUAACAGGAAUUCUGUAUGGCACAAUGACUUUAGAGCUUGGAGGAACUGUUAGCAUCACAUGUGAAAAAACUGGAUACAGUGCAGCACUUGAAUUCAAGCUAAAGGUUAGUUAAACCUGUUUAUGGGCACAAGAGGAUUUAGCGUUAGAAAAUACAGAGUAGUGCAUUCAUUCUUUUGGUUCUGCAGAGGAAAUGAGACCUCUUUUAUUGGCCUAGUUUAUUUUUGAAAUGCUGGAAGCAACCUUUGAAUAUUAGUGGUGAUGGUGAUAAUCAUCAUAAUAAACCCUCCAGUACCUUGUAAUUCUUUUCACACUUACCUAUUGAACUCAGUGAGACGUAUUUCUCAGUAAACAGCACAACCUUAAGCAUAUUACAGUUUUGGACAAAAAAAUCACUCUGUUUUUUAAAAAAAUAUCUGACCCAAAGUUAGCUGUAUUUAUUAAUCAGUAGAAUAGUUCAUAACAUUUAUUUAGAAACUAUGCAGAAAAACAAGACUUUUAUAUUAAUCCAUUCAUUUUAACCAGAGAUGGGGAACCUGCUGCCUCCCAAAUGGUGUUGGACACUAGGGAUUAUGGGAAUCGUAGUCCAACAGCAUCCAGAGGCCAUAGAUUCCCCCCAGCACUGAUUUAAAUAAUAAAUAAUAAUAAAAUUUUUUAUUUAUAUCCCGCCCUCCCCAGCCGAAGCCGGGCUCAGGGCGGCUAACAACAAUAAAACAGUACAAAAGUACAGCACAAACAACACUCUAAAAUCAUUCAUUAUAAAAUUAAUUAAUUCAAGCCACUGGCAACCAUUGGGCCAGAGCUCCGCGAAGAUUGCCGAGGGAGGGAGUCAGGCUGUGCCCUGGCCAAAGCCUGGUGGAACAGCUCUGUCUUGCAGGCCCUGCGGAAAGAUGUCAAGUCCCGCAGGGCCCUGGUCUCUUGUGACAGAGUGUUCCACCAGAUUGGAGCCACGGCCGAAAAAGCCCUGGCUCUGGUUGAGGCCAGCCUAACUUCUCUGUGGCCUGGGACCUUCAAGAUGUUUUUAUUUGAAGACCGUAAGUUUCUCUGUGGGGCAUACCAGGAGAGGCGGUCCCGUAGGUACGAGGGUCCUAGGCCGUAUAGGGCUUUAAAGUUAAAACCAGCACCUUAAACCUGAUCCUGUACUCCACCGGGAGCCAGUGCAGCUGGUAUAGCACCGGGUGAAUGUGAUCUCGUAGCGAAGACCCCGUAAGGAGUCUCGCUGCAGCAUUCUGCACCCGCUGGAGUUUCUGGGUCAGUCUCAAGGGCAGCCGCACGUAGAGCGAGUUACAAUAAUCCAGUCUGGAGGUGACCGUCGCGUGGAUCACAGUGGCUAGGUCAGGGCGAGAGAGGUAAGGAGCCAACUGCUUAGCUUGGCGGAGGUGGAAAAUGCCGCCUUUGUUGUAGCUGCAAUCUGCGGCUCCAUGGAAAGGGAGGUGUCGAAGAUUCCACCCAAACUCUUAACGGUCGGUGCUGGCACUAAUUGCGACCGCAAGAGAUGGGAGUUGCCCCCCCCAAUCCCAUAUCGUCCCGUCCCAGCCAGAGGACCUCUGUCUUCGAAGGAUUUAGCUUCAACCGGCUCCCACGUAACCAUCCAGCCACAGCUUCCAAACAUCUGGUCAGUGUGUCUGGGGCCGAGUCAGGAUAAAAAUAAAGUAGUAAAUUUAAUAAAAAUAAAGUAGUAAAUUUAAUACUUCUGUAGCUCAGAUAUAGUGCCAUAGUUAUUAGUUGCUCUAGUCAUGAUGUGUUCUGUGCACUUCCAGCAUAAUUUUUCUUUGUGGAUAAUUUUCUUCGGAUAUCUCUCAAGGAAUGGAAGAAGAGUUCAGUAUUUGAUUCUACUUAGUUCUGGGGGAAUGAUGACAGACAUUAUCUUUGAAAUACAUUAGGCUGACAUUUCAGAAACCUCUUAGCAGCUUUUAGUAGCCUAAUUUGCUUGUCACACAAAACCCUACUUUAAAUAAACAGUACAUUGAUGUGAAUGAGCAGCAUGCUGGUGCACACUGCUCAGAAGUUCCCAAAGAACUUCUCUCCUACUGCUGUCAUUUUCUGCAGACCAAACAUGCCAGAAUCUGACUUGUUGUGUCCUCUGAACAUGAGCUUUUGGUUUCUCACCAAACAAACCACAAGCAGUAGAACAAAUAUUGGUUUCCACUCAUGAUUUGGGAAUAAACAAACCACGUGCCUGGGUCAGAAGACAUGGCAAGCCUCCCUUUGGCUUACUUCAUCUGCAGCACAAUAGGUGUAAGGAAGGAGCACUAUGGGAACUUUUACGUUAAUCCCAUCAUUUGUUUUAAAAUAUUGGCAUAAUGCAAUGUGUUAACUGAGACAUUAUCUUAUAAAGUUCUACACAGCAUUAUCAAGCAUCUAAUCUUUUUUCUUUAAUAGCCAUUUUUGGGCAGCAAUGACAGUGUUAAUCAGAUAAUGGGGAAAAUUAAGCUUGGAAAAGAAGUGCUAGCUACUCUGGAAGGCCACUGGGUGAGUAGCAUGUUUAUUUUCAAUUGUUGGGUAGCCCUUUAAAAUUUCUCUUACAUUCAUUGAAUUAUUGGUACAUAAUGCUGUUAAGAAUAGCACAUUCCCCCCUCCAAUCCCCCUUUGAUUACCCUAAUUGCCGUUCUGAUCAAAUAUUUAUUGUAACUUUUCAGAGGCCUUUCAAGAAUUUGAACUUCCACUUCAGAUUCUUUGUUUUCUAGAUUCCAUUGGUAGCAAAAAGUUUUGCAGAAGUACUGCAUCUGAGGUCAAAACCUGACUGAAAGUAAAUCAGGUUCCCUUAAAUCAAGUUCCUCUUGCUGAAAUAAGAGAUCUAUUUUCAGAUUUGACUUUAAAUUGUCCCCAACCACGUAUGCCAAACUGGCAGAACAAACCUCAUGGUUGCAAAAAGUGACUUUCUGAGGGAAGUCUUUGUUCUUAUUGACUUUGUAAGAUUGUUUACUCUUUGACUACAAAGUAAUCUAAUAUGUUAAACAUUACAGGACAGUGAAGUUAUUAUUAGGGACAAAAAGACAGAUGUUUCAGAGACAUUCUGGAAUCCAACACCUGAGAUCAGACAGCGCAGAUUAAGAAGAUACACAGUGAAGUUUGAGGAGCAAGGUGACUUUGAGUCAGAGAAGUAAGUUCAUAUUAAACCUGUUUUCUUAUAGAUUAAUACAUAGCAAGCAUCAUGCAGCUAAUGGCUGGAAGCAGGAAGGGUGGAGGGUGAAAAACAUAGUACAGCAAAAAAUACAGGAACUUGAGUUGGAGUAAAUUGGAGAAAUAAUUUCUAAAAUAGGUAACAAAUUGAAAUCAAGCUUAUGUGGUAAUUGUAAGUUUUGUUCAGAUGAUACAGCAGAAAUAAACUUGCAAUGAAUAUAUCUGGACCAGUGUCUGAUCCUUAACAGUUGUAUUACUUGUAUGUGCUAGACUUUGGCAACAUGUGACCCGAGCUAUAAAUAACAAAGACCAAUCAGAAGCAACUCAGGAGAAAUGUAUUCUUGAAGAAGCACAGAGAAAGGCUGCCAAAGAAAGGAAACUUGCAGAUGAAGAGUGGGUAUGCAAACUGUUUGAGCCAGAUCCACUCACAGGGGAAUGGAACUACAGAUACGCAGAGUAAGUUUUGGUUUGCUUUCCCUUUCUACUUGGGAUACUAGCAAACAAUUUUGAAACAGCUUGUCACAUACUACAUACUUGACUGGUAAUAUGAUCCUUCAUGCAGAUAUAUCAGAUAAUGCUUUCCUUUAGAUGAAGUGACCCUCCAGAUCAGGCAAGAUGCAUAUUCCAGUCUUGAUCUUCUUCAUGAAAUGCUAGUACCUUGCAUUUUGAAAAGAAACAGGAUUAUUAUUAUUUUCUCUUUUUGAAUAGACUUACUUAACUUGUACUGUGUCCAUUCUCUGUUGCCCACAGCACAAGACCUUGGGAUCCACUGAAUGAUAUGAUACAGUUUGAAAAAGAUUGUGCUAUCCAAACAAAAGUCAGACAUCGGACACCAAUGGUAAGCUCUUGUAUGAUAUUAAGUGGGCAAGUAAAAAACAGCAGAUUAUCCUUUAGAAUGCAGAGUCCAAUAUUUGUCUCAUGGCCAGUUGCCUUGGAGAGAUUAAAACUCUAAUGAAAUCCUUCCUUCUUACCUGAUGAUAAGCAAGGAAAGUUCACUGUUAGCAGAACUGAAGAAGCUAAAUGACAGUCAGCAUAACUCCUUCCCAUCCCUACCUUGCAUUUCAAACAUGAAAGCUGGUUGUUCAUUUCUUCUCCUUUUUCCUGGGUUUAAUGGUGUUGCAAGGCCAAAAGGAAAGGUUCAAUUACUGGAAACAGUAUUAUUUCACUUCAUUUACAGUCUUUUAUAAAUCCUUGUAUCUCUCAAAAACAUCCAUAGAAUCUCCAACACCAAGCCCCAGAGGUUUUGGUCUCAAAGAGCAGCCCUUAAGAACAGAUUAGCAGUACCCAGUUCACAAAUUCUAUGAAGCAGAGGCUCUCUUUCUUCCAUAUACCUCAAACAGUCUCAUAUAACAUGGUCAGAUGUUUCUUCCACCCCACAACGUUCACAACAACCAGAGUCAAUCCCUCCAGCCUUACAGAGACCACUCUAAAGAGCACAAUGCCUCGUCAAAAUGAUGAACAGACUGACCUCUUUCUAAUAUCAAAGCAGGUUGUCACAGCAAGUGUAUUAUCUGUCUUGUUACUGAGCAGAUAAGUCUUAUGAAUUGCAGGUUAGUGUUGCAAAAAUAAAGAGGUCUGCAAAAUCGAAGAAAGGGGAGAGUGGCUUCUCAUCGCCAGAACCUGAUAAUCAGGACUCCUCUGGUAGUGAAGGUAAGUUCACACUAUCCUUUUUUCUUUUCGGAUAGAAUGCAGUAGUAGUUACAUGCCUUUACUUCAUUCUCCUUUAGACUAAAGAGGUUGUGUUGUAAAACGGUGCAUUUAUUUUAGGAUUGGGAACAGUUUUUUUGUCCUGUUAUGAAAGGCAGAAAAAGAGAAAAGUUAUGUGAUUUUAUUUGGAGAACUAAAAGCAUUUGCCGCCUUUAAAGAUUUCCAUUCUUUAACCUAUCUUGCAUUAUUUGAAUUACUUCUGAAGGGCAACACAAACACAGUGCAAGAAUCCGAAAGAAGACACUAGACCUUGGUGAACUGCAAAGUGCCAUUGAAUCUAUAAGAGAGACGCAAGAAGACAUUAGAAGGUGUGUAUUUUUGAAAGUUUUUCUGUCUGUUUUUACCGCGAGUGCUUUGUUCAGAAUAAAAAACGCCACUUAUUUAUACAUGAAUCAACUGCUAAAUAAAUACAUUAUAUCAAAUCAUCCUCGUAGGUCAUCAGUUCUCAAAGGUGUAAAUCAGACUUCUUUAGUGAGGCAUGACCAGUUUCUUAAAUGAACGCAAUAUAAUCUCUGAGGCCAGUUUCUUUGUACUUGUGGGGUGGACCAGGAAUUCACUAGUUUUAUUGUGUCUCUACCCGUGUUUUGUUCAGUAGUAGGAAAAUUCCAUGUUUGUUUCAUGGAGUACUUGUCUCAGGUGCCUCAGUGCAUCCUUUAGAUCUGCACAAUAUUCAUCCUCUGUUUUGUUUCUUGUGUUUGUCUUGGCCAAAACAAGACAACAUUUGAUCUUAAGAUCUCGUAUGUUCUUAAGAAUAGUUAUCAGGCAUUUUUGUCUAUGGCAUGAGAGUUAAUAUCUAGGUCUAAUCUUCCACAUUGAAGAAGUGGAUUACCAGAAAUUUCUAUAUUAUUAUUAUGGUAGAUUAACUAAAACUUUAGUUGAUAGAUCUACUACUGAAUAUAUGAAUAUUCUGAAUAUAUGCUUUUGCAAAAGUUACUUUGGAGCAGAAAUUUCCAAAUAUUUCACUAUUGGAGAUUGUAGAAGUUGGGCCCACAUAUUUGUGCCAGCUCUAAAGUGAACCCCACCCCCUUUGGUCUCCCAUUUUUAGAACUUGGGGUUUCAUCCCAAGGCUCUAAUUGUGGCCUCUGAUGCUGGUGAAAACCAGUACUGUAGGAAUUUCUAAAAUACCUGGAACAAAUCCUGAUCUAAUUGCCAUGUAUUUAGUAUGUGAUAUUUUAAUAAUUUCUGUGGUGCUGAUUUCAGAAUUAGCAACCUUUUGAAUUCACCUCUUUUGUUCAUACAUUUUUGCAGAGACAUCACAGCUCUAAGAACCAGAAUGACUUCAAGCUCACAGACUCCAGAUAAUAACUUCUUUAACUUCAAGCACUAUGUCUUCAUUUUACUGAUGAUUCUCCUGCAGCUUGCAAUCAAUUACUGGUUUAAAUAGAAUGACUGGACAGAUGAAUAUAUGAAGUGGAAAUAUCAUGUUCUUCGUGGGACCAUAUUUUCAUCUUGGUUUGGCGUCAAAUAAGGCAAUAUUAUCUAAAACACAGGGACACAGAAGAUUUAAGUCUUGGCCUUAAAAGGCUGUGCUCACAUGGAGCAAUGUCCGUUAUAUUCCGUCCUAUCCAGAUGACAUGGACAAUGCUUACAUACCAGUACCUUUCUCUUUACAUCUUUAAAACGCUGGAUAACUGCCUUGCAUAUUCUAAAGUGUUGUAGACUGCUCUGAUAAAUACCAGUACAGAAUAUAGCAGUCUGGGAAUUCAAAAACACAUAUCUUUCUUCACUGUAAUCAUAUAAUCUCCAGUGGUCAUAUUAACAAAACAAGUGAAUUCUAACCUAAAACGUCUUCAGAGUUUAGUGGGAAUUAUGGUCUUCAUACAUUCAUUAGGAAAAUUAUAUCCAGGGAUACUCAUUUGGAAACUUAAUAGUGGUAAAAAGAUUAAACUACUCAGUUGUUCAUUGCCAUUAAAAAAUGUUUACGCAAUUAGUCCAACAUUUCAUUAAUCGCACAUUUCUGUGAUUGUUACUUAUCUGCAGUUUUCCUUAGUUUAUGAAAAUGGAAUACCGUUGAUCACAUUAGUGAAUUUAGGAGAAAUACCAUUACAACAGUCCAAAGAGAGAGAUUUGUGUGCUCAGCAACAUUCAAUUCAUUUCUUCCCAAACAGCAUCGUCUGUUGGCAAAUUGCAAGGUGCUGUAUUAGACAGUGAACAGUUUCAGAAACUCAUUAUGUUGAGGUGCAGACAGUGGAAGCCGUGGUUACUGUUGGGGUAGAAAAAGGGUUCUGUUUGAUACCAGAAAAGACUUUCUAGGGUAAUGAAGCAUCAGCAUGGUUUUCAACAAACAUUGGGUUUAAUGGAGCCAUUUGAGCCAUUUGAAUGUAAUUGUGUCUGAACAGUUAUGCUAUAAUAUACAGUCUUGGGUAGCAACCUCAGCGUUUCAAGAAUAAAUCCCAGGAGCCAGGUAAUUCCCACACAGUACUGUCUAUAAACAUUUGCUUUGAGGGGGCCUAGAUCCUAGCGCUCACUGUAAAUGAAAAAAACCCAGUCUUCAAAUCUUACCGGAUGCUUUCAAAUUUCCAAAAGACAAAUCUGUUCAAAACCAAUUUUUAGUCCUGCUAUUCUGCUUGUUUACAUGACAUAUAUAGUAUGAAUUUAAGAUGCAAGGCAACAUGCAGAAAAGUAGGAUGUCCCAAUUUUCAGUGAUCUUAUUUUACAGCAAAUAUAAAUUCUUUCAGUAAGACAUGCGUAUGUGGCACGCUGUCGAUCAAUUUAGCAGUCAAAUGUUAUAUAAGAAGCUGUCAAUUUACUACUUUUGUUAUGUAGUCUAAAACAACUUAAGCAGAGUAAGAUAUCCUGGAUUCAAAUCUUUCUGGUUUAAUAUUUGCAUAUGUCCAGCCCAAGAUGGAGAACCCGUGGCCCUCCAGAUGUUGUUGAACUCUUAACUCCCAUCAUUACUGGCUGUAAAAGUGAAGAGUGAAGAGUCCAGCAAUAUUUGGACAGGCUUCCCAUCCUGGUCUUGCCUGUCUUUCAGGUCUUUCCCUUUUGUUCUGCCUUGUGGACUUUUUGCCAAAUCCAAAUUUUUAAAAUCAUCUUUAAAUACGCAUCAAAUAGUGCACAUUUAACACACAAUUCCAUAACAGUGUAUUAACAGGUUUCUAGUGCUGCAAAUCAAAAGUUAAGAUUUAAUGUGGUUGUAGCAGGCAGUUUAGUCUGCAUAGCUGGAUGCUUUACAGAUUGCCUGGGAUGCUGUCAUAGUUACAAAUACAAGUUGGUAAAAGAACUCCAGUGACAGUAGCACCACCAAAUAUUUAUGCUGAGGUUGAUGAUCUAUAUGUAUUAGUGAGCAUUUGGGACAACUAGCUGUUCAUACACUGCAAUACCCAGUGGUCAAAACUGUUAUGUUAACUUGCUUUCACUGGACUUUCGCCCCUGUCUGCUUAACGUGCAUACCUAAUAUAUUCUAUGUCUGCCUGCUUGCACAUAUGUUCUGUUCGUGCAUUUUUUUUGUAGAGCUGGAAAACGUAUUCAAUUGCUUUAUUCUUUGGGGCAUUUCAUUAUUUAUUUGCUUUUAAGAAAACUUUCUGUGGCAAAGUUAAGUCACAAGAGUCCUGUCUUCUCCUGUCUCAAAUAUAAAAAGCACAGCUCUUAAAAUUUAAAUUCCUGCUUUGCUCCUUUACAGAAUUCCUUGGCUGAGCAAAACAAAGGAAUUUAUUGCCUGAUUAAUUUUUUUAUACAAUGUGGUUGAUUAUAAGCCUAGUUUGUUCAUAUAUAAUAUUUAGCUAUGUGUAUACGAUCUUAAAUUCCUUCAGACCAACUGUUUUCUGCACAUAGUUCUAAAAACCCUGAUUGUACAGUUUGUAGAACUCUGAAGGCAAUGACGUCCCUGUUAAUUUUUAGUAUUUAAAGCAGAGCACUUGAUUUCUCACUCAGUUGUGUAUAUUUUAUGUACAGAAGUAGAAAAUAUUCAGAAUUGCUUGUUACUGCCAUAUUUAUGGCUGUUUGUUUAAAAGAAAUGCACUAUAAGCCUUUAAUAUGCCAUGUAACCAUUAACAUACCUAAAAAGAAACUAAAUGUGUUGGGUGUAAAGUAGUAAAUAGAGUUCUGGCAAUACACAAAAACUUGUGACACGUGUUAGGUUAGUUUUUAACUAUUAAGCAUCCCUUAUAGGAGUACAGCAUGCUUCCUUUUCAUGAAAAGUUCAUUCUAACAGCUAAUCUGUAUGUAUCAAAGGAUGUUACAGUUCACUGCCCUCCUGUGCCUUUGGGGAAAAACUUCUUGCCAAUUCAAUGUUAAUGAAAUGGAAUGAGAGUUAAAUACAUUCAUCUCGUCUACCACGAUGGUAGUUACUUGCUUUAACAACUACUUUCUUCAUGGUUUUUAUCCUGUUGUAAAUAGAAUACUUAACUGCUAAACUCUUGUGACUGCUAUGUUUCUACUGUAUCCUCAAUUUUUGGGCAUCUUUUGAGAGCAGGCCAUCAGAAACUUGAGUAUUGUAAUAGUGCCUUGAUGGAAUUCACACAGAGAUGAGGUGUGUUUAUGAUAACAAUGUUGUCAAGGUUGUGCCAUAUCUAUUCAUUAAACUUGGAAGUUGCUAUAUUUCCAAUAUUAACUAUCAGACAAACAAUUUGAAAAAGAUAUGGUACAUUUAUUGAAGAACACAUCAAAUUUUUUUUCUUUGAAUAACUAGUAAUGACUAGGACCCAACAAGAUCUCCAGAUUUUGGAGUGUGUCUUCUUGUACAAUGAAGCUGCAAUGCUUUGUUUGUGAUACUACAAAAAUAGCCAUAAUAAAAAUCAUAACAUCACAGACAGAUUAUUUUGGCUUCACUUUGGUUUUCAUGGGUCAAAACAUUCUGAGAAAAUAAACUUUUGUGAACAAAAGUGUGUGUGGGAUGUGAGGAGGAAAAUUACUAAGAAUUGAAAGAAAAAUAAGGUCUCCAAUUCUUGAUGGAGCUUGUGGAAAAGAACACUUCUAAUCAAAUAGCUUCCUUGUGUGAACCAAAAAACACUUUUAGUGGAUUUAAACUUUGGCUCAAAUCUGGAAAGCACUUUUAAAUAUAAAGCAUUCUGCUAUUCUUGAACUCUUGUUCACAUUCUUUAGUUUUUGAGCUUCACACAGUUCCCACCACAUUUUUCUUUUUUACUUUAACACAUUGCUUGGAUUUUUAUACUGUUACACUUUUUUAACUGAAAAUGGGCUGUUUUACUAAAGCUGUACAGACCAGUGGUUAAUCCAGUGCAUACAAUAUAUGUAAGGAAAAGUAAGAAGUUAUGUCAGACAAUGUGAAUGUUAAUGCACAUAUUUUAUAUAUAGAGAGAGAAGAAAACCCUAUUCAUGAAAGUUUUUUGUUUCUACAUAUCAUGUAAAGUAGCAUUAUUAUUGCACUGUUUUCUUUUUUAAAAAAAAUCAUGCUGCAUGCAGUGUGAUAAGAGAAGCAAGUAAUUCCUUUAAAAGAAGUGGAAAUUGUGUGUUGCAUGCUUAAAUGUACAGCUGAGUUCCAACUUGUUUAAAAGGCCAUUUGUAAAUUUAAAGCUCUACCAUUGGUCAAUAGUUUUGUACACUUGAAGAAAUAAAAUAAAGAGCUGUGAUCAAGAACAGUA
This is a messenger RNA of Podarcis lilfordi (Lilford's wall lizard), 71084 nucleotides long. Lineage: Eukaryota; Metazoa; Chordata; Lepidosauria; Squamata; Lacertidae. The record is from the annotation of a GenBank genome assembly.